Messenger RNA from Podarcis lilfordi (Lilford's wall lizard), 66131 nucleotides. The record is from the annotation of a GenBank genome assembly. NCBI's taxonomy places the organism in Eukaryota, Metazoa, Chordata, Lepidosauria, Squamata, Lacertidae.
AUGUCUCCAGGGGCUUGGGGGCCCUUAGCAACGCUGGUACACAGCGACCUCCAUAGAGAGUGAGUGUGUUUUCUCUUUCUCCCCAAAGUCAGUGUGGUAUAUUUAGUUUUAAUUUGGCAUUUGUGUUCCCUUUGAAUAAGAAUAAGAAUAAGAAUAAGAAUAAGAAUAAGAAUAAGAAUAAGAAUAAGAAUGAGAAUUUUUUAUUUGUAUCCUGCCCUCCCUGGCUGAGGCCGGGCUCAGAGCGGCUAACAUCAUAAAAAAACCCCAGGAAGGACCUUUUAGGCAGAAUUUUGUUCCAAAGCCAGAACCAUUCAGCUCUUUCAGGGGCUGGCCAGGGUAAAAUGUAGAAAUUGGAGACAGAGGCCUGUUCAGAGCUAUUUGUGGUGGUGUCAUUACAACCCAUGGAAUUCCUUACUAAUUAAACGUCUCCCUGAUUUCACAAGAGGAAUAACCAUGCUCUAUAUAGCUCAUGUCUGGGAAAAGGUGGCAUUUUCCCAAGGUCUUACCAUGAGGGUGCAGUAAAUGAGAAUUGGCCCCUAACAGCUUGCUUGGUUCCCUCCCCUGUACGUUUUAGGCUCACGUUCCCUUUUUCUCUGGGAUGCGGUACAGGCCAUGAUUUGGGCUGACUUCCCAGAGAGCCUCUGCUGUAAAUAAAAAUUGCCCUUUUCCCUUAUGGGGUAUCCAAGAGCCCAUAUAGAGUCCUUACAUAGGUUCCCUAUUGGUAGGAGAAGAUAACAGAGGCCAACCAGAGAAUAUUGAGAAGCAAAGCAGCUAGUCAGCUUGAUCUUUACUGAUCUGUUGCAACAGGGUGCUCCCCUCACCCGCAGGAUAGACGAGGAACCCAGAACAAUGGUGCGCAAGGCCUUAUAUGGACUCUUGAAAUUGCCACCCUGUAGACCAAGACCACCCCCUGGAACAUCAUACAUACAUCACAGAAGGGGUGUAACCUAAGACCACCCCUCAGAUACAUCACACCUACAUCACAGAAAAGGUGGUCUAAACAGAAAUUUAAUGUUGUUUUUCUUCUUGUUUAUCUCCUGUCUGGCAGGUUACUUGAUUGGAUUGCCUGGGGAGCCUGGCCAGUCUUUUGUAAUGAUAAAUACUUAGUUCCUGGGCCAGGUCACAGGCUCACACCCUAUUCAUACACAGACAUACCCUUAAGACAGGAUUUGUGAAGGAAAUGACAAUGGGGAGGCUUUUCCAGUUUGACCUUGCAGAGAAAACAUUUGCUCAGGUUAGGAAUCAAAAUGGCUUCAGGUCCGUCUUCCUGUGCUGAUCUAUGUACGUGCGCCUAUCACACCAUCACAUGAGCGGUGUGAGUUUUUCAACCGCAUUCUAAAUCACAUACAGCAUUACCAAACCAAUAAACAGAAUAUCCAGUCAAUCUUCAGUACCUAUAAAAGAACUUAAGGGAUAGGACCAGAAGCAUUAGCCUCAUCCUUAGGAUCAGAAGCUGAGGCUCCCACAGAUGAGAGUUGUUGUUUUCAACACAACAAAGCCACUUCCGAACCUGGCGAGAAGUUGGGGUUGCGGGCUUCACGCCCACUCCAUGUGCGCGGGGGCUGGUUCCAGCCCCCGUGAGACCGAGGGAAUCCCGGCCGCGUCGUUGGGUGGCUGGGGGGCGUAGCCUGCCCUAUUUAGGGCUGGCGCGGCCGGGGCUCGCCCUCUUUUCGCCUCGCCAGCCAUCCCACUUUGGUUUGUAUUAAGGUUGUUUUGUCUCUUGCUUACCUUUUCUUUAGGCUGUGUAUCUCAAUUCCUUCGGUGAUCGAUUUUCACUUGGAUUUACCCGUGCAUCGGUGUUGUGCCUCCCAUUGGAUUGCCUGCCUCAAGCCCGCCUGUGUUCCAGGCAGCCGCUUCGGCAGCCAGAGCCAUUUAGCUCCAGAACAGCAGGGCUGAAACCGUGCCGGAAAACCCCAUCAAACCGGGUGUUCCCUUCUCUCUGGGUGGCUUCUCUGCAGUGGAGCUUUGCGGAACGCGGUUUGCACGUUCAGCGCCAGCCCAUCGCUGUUUAGUCCUUUUACUCGGAAGCGCACAGCUCGCCCCACGGAUCAGGUUUGGCUGGGGGUUCUUAUUUCUAGCCGCAUUCACAGGGUGGUGGGGCACCUUUAACGUUUGUGGGGGGCUUGGUGGAGCAAAAGGAGGGAGACUUAAAAGGACACGUCUUUGUCGCUACCCCUUUGCAUUUGGUACUGGCCGCGUUGCCUUUGCGUUCCAACGGUUGCUUCUUCACCAUUAUACCUUUCCAAGAACUUUAGCCAGACUUCCAGAUCGGAUUUUACCUCUUUAGAUAGGCGAACCCUGUGAUGGGGUGACCGCAAGCCUGCUGACAACCUCGCGAGGCGGCUGCAAAAUGGGCGGCCUGGGGAAACCACUCAGCAAGCAAAGUUCAAAUGGCCUAACAACGACUGAAUCUGCCUGAGCGUAACUUUUCUUAGAGGGAGAAGUUGCUGAAUGAGGUCCCUAAGCGCAACCAAUUUUUCACUAGGAAGUUUUGAGGUUUGGGUGACUGUGUCCAACUCAAUGCCUAGGUAAACCAUAGUUGUAGCUGGGCCCUCCAUUUUAUCUGCAGCCAAAGGUACUCCCAGCUCUCCUGCUAAAGAUGUGAAGGCUUCCAGAAGGGCCGAGCACUUAUGCCUACUAUCAGCUACGAGAAUAAAGUCGUCCAAGUAGUGCGACACACCCUCAGAGCCAGUUCUAAAACGAAGCGCCCAGUCCAAAAAGGUACUAAAUGCCUCAAAGGCUGCACAGGCCACUGAGCAACCCAUAGGCAUUGCUUUGUCUACAAAGUAAGUAAAUGUAAAGGUACCCCUGCCUGUACGGGCCAGUCGUGUCCGACUCUGGGGUUGCGCGCCCAUCUCACCUUUAAAGCCCUAUACGGCCUAGGACCCUCGUACCUACGGGACCGCCUCUCCUGGUAUGCCCCACAGAGGAACCUACGGUCUGCAAAUAAAAACAUCCUGAAGGUCCCAGGCCUCAGAGAGGUUAGGCUGGCCUCAACUAGAGCCAGGGCUUUCUCGGCUGCGGCUCCAAUCUGGUGGAACGCUCUGUCACAAGAGACUAGGGCCCUGCGGGACCUGACAUCUUUCCGCAAGGCCUGCAAGACAGAGUUGUUCCACCAGGCCUUUGGUCAGGGCCCAGCCUGACUCCCUCCUCUGGCAACCUGCACAGAACUUUGCUUAACGGUUGCCAUUAAUUUGAUUUCAAUUAAUUUUUAUAAUGAAAUGUUUUAGAAUGUUGGAUUAUUUGAUUGUUUGAUUAUUUGUUUGUUGUUAGCCGCCCUGAGCCUGGCUUUGGCUGGGGAGGGCGGGAUAUAAAUAAAAUUUAUUAUUAUUAUUAUUAUCUCGCUUAAGAGGCCAGGGGCCAGCGCUGUCCGGAGACACUUCCGGGUCACGUGGCCAGCGUGAUGAAGCUGCUCUGGCGAGCCAGCACCAGCACAGCACACGGAAACGCCGUUUACCUUCCCGCUAUAAAGCGGUACCUAUUUACUUACUUGCACUUAAGAGUGCUUUCGAACUGCUAGGUGGGCAGGAGCUGGGACCGAAUGACGGGAGCUCACCCCGCCACGGGGAUUCGAACCGCCGACCAUACGAUCAGCAAGUCCUAGGCGCUGAGGUUUUACCCACAGCGCCACCCGCGUCCCGUGUCUACAAAGUAUGCCCUGUCAAAUUUAAAACCCAGCCACCGGAAAUCUUCCGGGUGGACUGGCAGGAGUCAGAAAGCAGACUCUAUAUCACAUUUCGCCAGCAAUGCGCCUUUUCCAAAUUUGCGAAUAAGUUUAACCGCUUGGUCAAAGGAGGCAUACCUCACAGAGCAAAGUUCCUGAGGUAUCGCAUCAUUGACGGACCCUCCCUUUGGGUAGGAUAGGUUGUGAAUCAUGCGAAACUCACCGGGUGCCUUUUUGGUGAUGAUGCCUAAUGGGGAUAUAUGCAAACCCUCUAUGGGAGGGAUGGAAAAGGGGCCGGCUACCCUCCCUGCCUUAAUUUCUUUAAGUAUUUUCUUGCGCGCCACUUCAGGCAUCUCUCUAACUGAUUUCUGAUUUGGUGGGUCACCUGAAUUGGGGGGGAAAGCAACUGGGAUCCUAAAACCUAAACUAAAACCUUCCCAGAGAAAUAAUGCAGCUGUUCUGUUGGGAUAGAGAUCCAAAAGGGUUUUUAAGCUCACGUACCCUUUUUCUCUGGGAUGCGGUGCAGGCCGUGAUUUGGGCUGACUUCCCAGAGAGCCAUCACAUGAGCGGUGUGAGUUGUUCAACCACAUUCUAAACGACACACAGCAUUACCAAACCAAUAAACAGAAUAUCCCGUCAAUCUUCAGUACCUAUAAAAGAACUUCAGGGAUAGGACCAGAAGCAUUAGCCUCAUCCUUAGGAUCAGAAGCUGAGGCUCCCACAGAUGAGUUGUUGUUUUCAACACAACAAAAGGGAUGGCGUUUCACUCCUGCAUCUGCUGGAGAACCGCCCCCCCUUUUCUAACUAACUGAAAGUACAACCUGGGAAUAUACACAGAAGCCCAAAUGAUUAUUUGGAGGCGGAACAGGUACUGCUCGCAGCUGAUGGGGUGCGGCUCUUCCCAUGCACCGGCUUCUUUAGAGCGGAUCGGUGUCCUGAAGCGACUGUCUGUGGUCCAUGCCUUCCCAUUUCUCCGGGGGGUGGGGGAGAAGCCAGGGAGUGAAGGAGGUGAGGACAGGUGACCCCCCUAGGCCCGAAGUCACCCCAGGCCUCAAAACCAAAUUUCCCCUUUCUCUCGUCUACAACAGCUUUUCUCUGCUCUUCUCUGCUUUCUCACAAGAUGCUGCUGCAUUAGCAAAAGGUUAUUUUUUAUGAGUACAAGAAGGCUUCAAAAAGCUAAUGAAUAGGCUCUGUCAAUGCCAGGAAUAAGCAGGUCUGGGAACUGAGUCUUAUCUCAUCCAGUUGCAACACAUCUUGGACAUGCUGAACGCAAGGCUUCUCAACCCCCUUGGCUUCUCAUCCCCCUUUCCUGGGAAGGGCGCCAAGAGUCCCAAGAGUCCCAGGACAGGAGCUUUCUGUUCAUGAGACUUCCGGGUUGGUGCCUCCGGUAAUGGCGGAAUUCCUCUGAUCGGGAGGAAUUUGCCCCUUGGGAAUCUGGGUCUGGCCGCCACGGCGAAGGCGGAGACCCACAAAAAAUCACAGGCGGGAGAAGCCUGUGAAUGUGGGAUUCGGCGGGCACCCUUUGCGCCUCCCCUACUCGUGGGGAAACCCGGUUUCGGGGGUCCGGAGCGACGUGGGGUGAGUGGUGCGGUGCUUCGAAUCGUCUGCUCCUUCCACGGAGCGAAGCAGCAUAGCUGUUGCCGGAGAGCGCUGACUUUUUCCUGUGGACAAUUUGUCUUCAAAGUAAUUACCUGUAAGUAGAGCUGAAGCGGGAGAACUGGAUUUUUAAACGUUUAAUUUGGUAUCGUAACGGGGAGGUUCAAUACAGGAAGUCCGCCUUCCCCUUUUGUAAAUAGACUGAAGCAAUGAGGCUGCAAGCUGAAGUCUUGGAAAGCCUUUUGUAAAAGACUAAAUUUCCAUCGGUAAAGAACAUUAAACCCCCCCUUGGAGGCAGGAGAAGAGGGGGGGAAGUUGUGGACUGAGUAUGCCUGCAGGAGAGAGCGAAGAGAGCUAAAAUACCGCCGCUCCGACCCUGGGAACGGGCUGCUAGCAGGACUGACAUCUUUUGGAAUGUUCAUUGACAGUGUUUAGAACAUUCAUUGACAGCUAGCUAAAUAAGAGAAAUACAUUGUUUCUACUGUCUCCGGCUGCUUUUAAAAAAGGAGUAAAAGUAACUGAAAACUGAAACUAACUUUGGAUUGUUUGAACUGUGUUUAAAAGAGGACAUUACUGACUAAUAUAAAAAGAAACUACAGCAACUUGACUUCUCCAACACAGCUUCUUGUGCAAGAGGACCGUGUUCAGGCCUAGCCCUAGCUAUUCCACCCCCUGAAGGGAUCCCUCUAUACUGCUUCACAAUUUCUUCGGAGACUAAGCGAAGGGCUUUUACCUGUGCCCGUCUAAACUGUUUUCCUACAGCAGUUCUGUCGGGUCGUUAUUCCAGAGUUCCCAUCGCAAACAGAACAUGCUCCUGUAAUGACACGGCCCUGGAGACUAUGGAACAUGUAAUGCUCUUCUGUCCCAACUGGACAGAUGAAAGAUCUCGGUUUUAACUCCCCUCGUGAAUAAGUUCCAUCUCCCAAUCCAGCCUUGGAUAGUGUCCCUCUUUUUGCAGGAUUCUGAUUGUUGGAUUACUGAGAUGACAGCUAACUUCCUGCUUAGUGUGAUGAAGAGGAAAGCGGCACUAACUUCUUCCUUAACACCACAGAUGCAGUCGAUACGCCGCACAACCGAGCGAAGUUCAAAGUAGCCUUAUUGUACAAGGACAAUCGAGUUGGGACUAAUCUGAGGAGCUGAAGGACCCUUUAACGGUCCUCCUCCAGCCUCAGCAGCUUUUUUUUUUUUUUUUCACUUUCUUUAAGUAUUCGCCCAGGACGAUGUCUACCUCUACCUCCCCACCCCCAUUUUAUGUUGUUAUUUUAAUGUAUAUCAUGCUAUGGCCACUCGGCUAAUGCAAUAAAUAAAUCUAUCAUACCCAAAUAGAAACUGUUUCCCCCUAGUAGAAGCCUUUGAACUGGUGACUUUACAAGAGCUGGGCUAGGGGAAUUUCCAGCUGCAAGAUAAAAACUCUGAGACUCUGGGACUGACCUUGAAUCUUUUAAGUGUUAUGGCAAAUGGAAAGGAAAAAAACAGACCAGUUAACUGCUGAAAAAACAUUAAGGUCUGGGAGAACUUGGCAGCAACCCAGGAGAGGCUCAACACCAGGCCUCCCUGCUGCUUCUUCUGCUGCUUCUGCACCAGUACAAUCAAAUUCAAGAGGAAUGUCGACAGAAGAGGCCUUAGCGGUUGCAUUAAAUAAGAUAAAUGAUUCAUUGGAACAGCUUAAUAAGAAAGCGGAUGUGACAAAUGCGAAAGUGGAUGCUGCAACUAUUAAAAUCGACUUAAAUACAGAAAGUAUAAAUAACCUGGGACAAAAGGUGAACACCAACAUAGAAACCAUCCAGAAACUGAUACAGGAAUCUACUUUGAUACGGCAGACUGCGGAGGAAGCUAGCGAGAAAGCCAUUGCUGCUGAAUGUAAAGUAACACAACUGGAGAGAGAGUCCCAGCCCUACAGAGGCAACUUGAUGAACAUAAGUUGACGCUUGCUAUGAUUGAACUUAAAGAAAAACAGAUGAAUCUGAGGAUUAGAGCUCUACCCGAAUUGGAGAAGGAAAGUUUGACAGACUUUCUCACACAGGAAUUUGCUGACUUUUGGGACUUGGACUUGGGUCAAGAAGAGUUUAGAAUUGUGAGGGCCUUCAGACUUGGAAGAGGAGGGGAAAAAAGAGAAGAAUAGAAUAAGAGACUGCUUGAUCACCCUUCAAACUAAAGAAGAGAGAGAUAGAAUCUUGAGCUGGCACUACCAGAAGAACUUAGAAGUACAACAGUCAAGAGUGGAAAUUUUUAAAGACGUCCCGAAACAUCUUUUGGAUCUUAGGCCUAACUACGGAGAUAUUUUUGCUCUGCUGAGAAGGAAUAAAAUCAUCUUUAGGUGGGAGUUUCCCCAAGGUCUAUCGUUCAAUUUCAAAGGAAGGAAAAUAAAAAUAAGAUCAGUAGAAGAGAAAGUAAAGUUUUUGUAUAAAUACGAAGAAGAUCUGCAGAAGGAACUUGGAAAAGAGCCAAGAGCGUUGGAUAGAAGAUCACCAGAUAGAGGACUAGAGCAAGGAGCAUCGGAUAGAAGAUCACCAAACAGGGUAAUAUUGGAUAUAUCAGCAUUAUCCUUUGGAUUGGAUCUCCCAGUGAACGUGUCACCACCACCACCAACAAAAGAAGAGCAAGCAUUGGGUGCAGUUGGAGGAAUAUCAACGUAAUUACAUGAUGGCGUUGCAGGUUUUGAGCUGGAAUGUGAAUGGACUGAACUCUCCAGAAAAAAGGCGGAGAGUCUUUCAUUUAUUGAAAAAAGAACAUUUGGACUUGAUUUGUUUACAAGAAACACAUAUGAUAAGGCUACACAGGAAAAUAUAGAGUAAUAAAAGACUGGGCCAAGAAUUUAUCUCAUCAGACAAAGUUAAAAAAAGAGGAGUGGUCCUUUAUGCAAAGGAGAGCCUAUCACCGAAAUUCAUAUUCAAAGAUGACCAAGGAAGAUUUGUUGCAAUUGAAAUUCAAUCACAAGGAGAGAAAUUUCUGAUCGUAGGUAUUUAUGCACCAAAUGAAGGAAAAUCGGAGUUCUUUAAGAAGCUACAUGAGACUCUGAUGGACUACAUGGACUAUAAUAUGAUCUUGAUGGGAGACAUGAAUGGAGUGGUGUCUACAAAUAUGGACAAGGCACAGAGACAGGUAGUCACCAAAGAUGGCAGACUACCAAAAACCUUUUUCGACAUGACUGAAAAUUUGGAUUUAGUUGACAUUUGGAGAAUGAAGAACCCUCUGGGAAGAGAGGGAACUUUCUUCUCUGAGGCUAAAGUGACAUGGACAAGAAUUGACCAAAUCUGGGUAACCAGGGGAUUGGCUCCGAAGAUCAGCAAAGUGGAGAUUUGCCCCAAAACUUGUUCUGACCAUAAUGCCGUGAAGAUGGAAAUGAAAUUGAUGCCAAUUGGUUCCUUUAGAUGGAGGAUGAACGAUACUUUGUUCAGGAAUGAAGAGGUGACCAAAAAGGCCCAAAAAACUCUAAGAGACUAUUUCAAGAUAAACAUGAAUACUACAGUGGAAAAAAGAGUGAUUUGGGACGCAAGCAAAGCGGUUAUGAGAGGAUUAUUAAUACAAUAGAAUGCAAUUAAGAAAAGAACUCAGAAUGAAAAAAAGGAUAAAAUCCUGGGGAAAAUAAAGGAAGGAGAGAAGAAACUGAGAGCAAAACCAAAGUCACAGGAGAUCUUGAAAGAGAUAAAGUUAUACCAAGUACAAUAUAUGAAGCUGAUGAAUCAGGAAAUAGAAUGGAAGAUUAAACAGAUGAGGCAAAAGACAUUUGAAUCGGCAAAUAAGUGUGGAAAAUUGUUGGCCUGGCAAAUGAAAAAAAGACAAAAACUCAAUACUAUUACGAAUUUGGAAGUGGAAGGAAAGAAUAUACAGAACCCAGUGGAGAUCAGGAAGUGUUUUCAGAGGUAUUUUAAACAACUUUAUACACAGGAGAAGCAGAAAGAAAUGGACAUUGACCGAUUUUUGAAAAUAAAUGUACUACAUAAAAUCUCUCAGGAAAAACAGCUAAUGUUGAACUACAAAAUAACGGAUUAGGAGGUGGAAGGGGCCAUUCAGAACAUGCAAUUAAGUAAAUCUCCAGGACCAGAUGGUUUGACCUCAAGAUAUUACAGAUCUUUGAAAGAAUGGUUAAUACAACCAUUGAAGGAAGUCUGUAAUGAAAUAUUGGAAGGGAGAAAGGCACCAGAGUCGUGGAAGGAAGCUUACAUUACACUUAUACCGAAAACAGAGACUGAAAAGACACAGCUCAAGAACUACCGCCUCAUAUCGUUGCUUAAUGUGGAUUACAAAUUUUUUGCAGAUAUUUUGGCUAAAAGAUUAAAAAAGGUGUUAGUAGAAGAAAUUCAUAAAGACCAAGCAGACUUUCUCCCGGGCAGACACUUACUUGUCUGACAAUAUGAGGAAUAUAAUUACUAUUCUAGAAAAACUACAAGUGAAUAUCAGUACUAAGGCAGUUUUGAUAUUUGUGGAUGCAGAGAAAGCCUUUGACAACAUCUCUUGGAGUUUUAUGAAGAAGAAUAUACAGGGGAUGGGGGUAGGUCAAGGUUUUGAAAACAGUAUAGGUGCAAUUUAUUCAGAACAAAAGGCAAAAUUGUGAACAAUGUAGUGACAGAAGAGUUUAAGAUUGAGAAAGGGACACGACAAGGUUGCCCAAUUUCUCCAUUGCUUUUUAUAUCGGUCCUUGAGGUGUUGUUAAAUAUGAUUAGAAAGGACAAAGAGGUUAAAGGUAUACAAGUGGGAGCUAAACAGUACAAACUGAAAGCAUUUGCUGAUGACUUAGUAUUGACUUUACAGGAGCCAGAAUCUAGUACUCAAAGGGUAUUGGAACUGAUCCAAAAAUUCGGACAGGUAGCAGGUUUUAAGUUGAACAAGAUGAAAACUAAGGUUUUAGAGAAAAAUUUAACUGUGAAUGAGAGAGAGAAGUUUCAGGAGGAGACAGGACUAACAUUGGUUAAGAAAGUGAAAUACUCAGGGGUUAACAUGACUGCCAAAAAUGUGAAUUUAUAAAUAAAUGUGAAUUUAUUUAAGGAUAACUAUGAAAAAUGUUGGAUUGAAAUGAAAAAGGAUUUAGAAAUAUGGACAAAUUUGAAGUUAUCAUUGUUAGGCCGAAUUGCUGUGAUAAAAAUGAAUGUAUUGCCAAGGAUGUUGUUUUUAUUUCAAACAUUGCAAAUUUUGGAUAAGAUGGAUUGUUUCAAGAAGUUGUUUUAAUAAUGCAUUUGGCUGGCAUGCAUAUUUGUGGUACGAUAAGGUAAAAGCACAUAAAGCGUUUAAAAAUCAUAUUGUUAGAAAAGCAUUGUUUAAUGUUUGGAUAAGAUAUAAGGAUUUGUUAGAAAAGAAAACCCCAAGAUGGUUGUCACCAAUGGAAGCGAAUGCACAGAAAAAACUCAAUAUGGAGGCCAAAUGGCCGAAAUAUUGGGAAAUUCUGGAACAAGAUAGAGACAGAAUAAAAUUGCAGAGCUUUGAAAAAUUGAAAAAUAAAGUGCGAGAUUGGCUCCAUUAUUACCAAAUAAUGGAGGCAUACAAUUUGGACAAAAAAGUUGGUUUCCAGGUGGAAGAAUCAAAAUUGGAAACAGAAUUGUUAGAGCCAAAAAUCAAGAAUCUGUCAAGAAUGUAUAACUUGCUGUUGAAAUGGAACACUCAGGAUGAAAUGGUGAAAUCAGCUAUGAUUAAAUGGGCACAAGAUGUUGGACAUAACAUAAUGAUGGCUGACUGGGAACAGUUAUGGACCACAGGUAUGAAAUUCACGGCAUGUAAUGCCCUAAGAGAAAAUUUAAUGAAAAUGAUUUAUAGGUGGUACAUGACACCAGUCAAGCUUGCAAAAAUUUACCAUUUGCCCGAUAAUAAAUGUUGGAAAUGUAAUGAGACUGAAGGCACAUUCUUUCACCUUUGGUGGACAUGCCCAAGGAUUAAGACAUUCUGGGAGAUGAUUUAUAACGAAAUGAAAAAGGUAUUCAAAUACACCUUCCUGAAGAAACCAGAGGCCUUUCUCCUGGGCAUGGUUGGCCAAUUGGUGCCAAAGAAGGAUAGAACUCUUUUUAUGUUAUGCAACAACAGCAGCAAGAAUACUCAUCGCGAAGUAUUGGAAGACACAAGAUUUACCCACCCGGGAAGAAUGACAGAUGAAGUUGAUGGACUACAUGGAAUUGGCGGAAAUGACUGGCAGAAUCCGAGACCAGGGAGAAGAGUUGGUGGAAGAAGACUGGAAAAAGUUUAAAGCCAAUUUCAGAAAUACUGUAAAAUUAAUGAAUGUUAGAACAAUGUUGGAAUGAAGUUAUAUGGCUCUAGUAGAAAUGUUAUAAGGAAUUAAGUAUAAAUACAUAAUAGAGUGUUAAAGGAAAAAAUAAGGUUAGAAUGUGAAGAUAAUUAUAGGAUAGAAAACAGAGGAAGAUGGAAAGGAAUUGCUGAAACAAUUAAUAGAAGUGGAAUACAAAAAGGGAGGUGUGAGGAGGUCAUGGAAAUAAGUGAAUGAGAGAUAAGAUAUUGAAAUUAUGUGAUGUGUUUUAAACUGUUUUUGUUUUGUUUUGUUAGUUUAAUGUGUUAAUGUUAUGUGUUAGUAUUAGUAUUAGUGUUAUGUAGUGUUUUUGUAUUGCAUUGUAUUGUCCAUUUUUUUUCUUUUUUGUAGUGUUUAAAAUGUUGGAAAAGCAAUAAAUAUUAUUAUUAUUUUUUUAAAAAAAGAGCUUUCUGUUCAUGCUCAGGGAAACUCAUAGAAUCAUAGAAUCAUAGAGUUGGAAGAGACCACAAGGGCCAUCGAGUUCAACCCCCUGCCAAGCAGGAAACACCAUCAGAGCACUCCUGACAUAUGGUUGUCAAGCCUCUGCUUAAAGACCUCCAAAGGAGACUCAUGAGGCAGGACUCCUGAGGAGGGGGAGAAGGGGGAGGGAACUGGAGGGGAAUAUAUGCUCUGUGCAAAUGGCUGUGAACUUGUGCUUGUUUGUGAAGUUAUCACUCUAGCUCCUUCUACCAAUCCCGGAUGGUAGAAAUAAAGCUUUUUCUCUGAAAUUAUCCCUUGAGUGCCUGUUUGACUCCCCUUUCCCUCUCUCGGGUGCAAUGCUCUUCCCACCCGAGGGCAAAGCCUGAAAAGGCUACAGGAGUUGUGGCGUCCUCAGGCACAGAGGUUUUCCAGGUAGCUAGUCCCAGGGUCCACUUCUGCAGGCAGCGCACCUCCACCCGCACACAAGACAAGCCGCCUGCAGGAGUCGACUCCUGCAAAGUGGCCCAGCAAGGGGAGAUCCUUCCAGCAAGGUUUCAGGGCAGACCUUCAGCCAGACCUAGUCUGUCCUGGGAUCCACCCAUAAUGAGAAAACUAAAACAAAACUAUUCACACAAAAGGCAGGCCUUACAUCCAGGCUUUUACUGACCGUACAUUAAAAGACCUUUUCACAAGAGAUAUUGAAGAUAAUAAAACACAGCACCCAGAAUUAGGAAGAGAUAACCAGGCUGGAAUAGUAGAUCAUGUCAGAUCAUUUUCCUCCACAAAUUUUACAAUAUUCUUCCGCGGUAUCCACUUCCUCCCCCCUUGGAUCUACAUGAGCUUGCUAUUUCCAGGUCUGUCAAAUAUUUGGUCAUCCUUCUCACUCUGAGUAAAAAGACUUCCUCAUUUCAAUGUUUACAAAUAAAAAUACAAUACCAAAUACUUUGAAUCAUUCCCAGAUUCUGUCAAUAUCCAGGGUAAUAUUUCCCAAUUGCUAAAUUUCCAGCAAUCAAAACUGGAAUAUCAUAUUCCAGUCUUAAUAGAUUACCUAAAAAUGACAAUUUCUUAUCCAGAGAUUCUAUUUAUUUUUUUUAAAUAAUUUUUUAUUGAUUUUUCCAUGGAUUCUACUUCUAACAAUAUAUCUUUAACAAUUUUUCAUAUUUCGACCCUCCUCCCCUGGACUUCCCUCGUACUCACAUUUUGUUUUAUUUCCCUAUUGUUCACCUUGCGUAUUUGAUGUUUCCCCAAAAUUUCCUCAAUACAUAUAGUCUUAUUUUUUGUUGUAGACAGUUGUGAUUGUUCACUCAAACCCUGCCAAUGAGUCCAUUUCUUUAUGUUGCCUCUUCAUAUAUGUUGUAAAUGGUUCCCUUUCUCUUUUAAAGACUUUGUUGUCCUUUUCAUGUAAUUUUUCUGUUAGUUUUGCCGGUUUUGCAUAUUCCAUAAGUUUCCCUUGCCAUUGUUCUUUCGUUGUUAUUUCUUGUGUCUUCCAAGUUUGUGCUAAUAAAAUUCUUGCCGCUGUUGUUGCAUACAUAAAUAAUUUCCAAUUUUCUUUUUUUACAUCUUGGUCUAAAAUUCCUAGAAGGAAUGCUUCUGGUUUCUUAACAAAAGUCUUUUUAAACAUUUUUUUGAAUUCAUUAUAUAUCAUUUCCCAAUAAUUCCUAAUCUUUUUGCAUCUUGCAGGAUGACUUUUUUUCUAAAAAGAAAAAAGAAAAACAAGAUCUACCCCUCAUACGAGGAUGAGGCCCCUGUCCUACUGCCGGCAUUGGCGAAGCCUUCAACAUCAGCCACAGAGGACAGGAGGAAAAAUCAAGUUGCACCCAAAAACAAGAUCUACCCCUCAUAUGAGGACGAGGCCCCUGUCCUACUGCCAGCAUUGGCAAAGCCUACACCAUCAGCGGCAGAGGCCAGGGCGGCAGAGGCCAGACCCCUAGUCUUGCCAGGGCUGGCGCAGCCCCGGACCAGCAAGCAAGACCCAAGCCAGCAGCGGCCCUCAAAAAAGAAGAGCCUUGAGGACUCUGGGCCAGCGUUCCCAGGUGAGUAGGCAGAACCAGAUCCCUUUUGGGUUCCCCUUGGCCUUAGACUUGGUGUUUACCUCUACGGAUGUUGGUGAUCUGACACUAACUAAAAGCGAAACAAAAGAAGUGCCAUGGUCAGAUCACUUCCUGGUGCAACUGGACUUCUCCGCAACCCUUCCCCUCUGCAGGGAGGUGGGACCGAUUUGGAUGGUCCUCCCCCACUACUUAAUGGAUCCAACUGGUUUCCAGAGAGUGGUAGGGGAUGUUUUAUCCCAAGUUGAUGGCCUCUCAGCUGAUUCCCUGGUGGCCCGUUGGAAUGCGGAGUUAACCAGGGCUAUUGACUGUCUGGCUCCGAAGCGCCCUCUCCGAUUGCAUGGAGCCCGGACAACUCCGUGGUUUUCCCCAGAGCUGAGGGCGAUGAAACAAUCGUUGAGACGGCUAGAGCGCUGCUGGUGGAAAACUCACUCUGAAUCAGACUGGACACGGGCUAGAGCUCAACGUCAAGCCUACCAAGUGGCAAUGGCGACGGCGAAGAGGGCCUUCUUCGCCGCCUCCAUUGCAUCUGCAGAAAACAGCAGCAGGAGACUUUUUCAGGUGGUUCGCAAUCUAUCGGAACCACCUGCACCACCGGGGCCUGGUAGGGAUCCCAAGAUCUCCUGCAAUGCUUUUGCAAAGUUUUUUGCAGAUAAAGUCACUCAGAUUCAGAAGGAGGUAGACUCCACCAUGGGAGCAGGGCCAGGGCGGGAGAGUGCUAGAGUUCUGCCUAGUCCUGUUACAUGGUAUCAAUUCCAAUCUCUUACCUCCGAGGAUGUGGACAGGCUGCUUGGACAAGUGAAACCGACCACCUGUCUCCUUGAUCCUUGCCCAUCCUGGCUGAUAAAAGCGAGCCGGGAAGGGCUGGGCGAUGGGCUCUGCGGGGUGGUGAAUGCUUCUCUCUGUGAGGGAGCCUUCCCAGACCUGCUGAAAGAGGCGGUCAUUAAACCGCUUCUUAAAAAAACAUCUUCAGACCCAGCCAAUUUGGCCAACUAUCACCCAGUCUCAAAUUUACCAUUCUUGGGCAAGGUGAUUGAGCGCGUGGUUGCUGAACAACUCCAGGCACGCCUGGAGGAUGCGGACCAUUUGGAUCCCUUCCAAUCGGGAUUCAGGCGUCACCAUGGGACUGAUACUGCCUUAUAGAAUCAUAGAAUCAUAGAGUUGGAAGAGACCACAAGGGCCAUCGAGUCCAACCCCCUGCCAAGCAGGAAACACCACCAGAGCACUCCUGACAUAUGGUUGUCAAGCCUCUGCUUAAAGACCUCCAAAGAAGGAGACUCCACCACACUCCUUGGCAGCAAAUUCCACUGUCAAACAGCUCUUACUGUCAGGAAGUUCUUCCUAAUGUUUAGGUGGAAUCUUCUUUCUUGUAGUUUGGAUCCAUUGCUCCGUGUCCGCUUCUCUGGAGCAGCAGAAAACAACCUUUCUCCCUCCUCUAUGUGACAUCCUUUUAUAUAUUUGAACAUGGCUAUCAUAUCAUCCCUUAACCUCCUCUUCUCCAGGCUAAACAUGCCCAGCUCCCUUAGCCGUUCCCCAUAAGGCAUCGUUUCCAGGCCUUUGACCAUUUUGGUUGCCCUCCUCUGGACAUGUUCCAGUUUGUCAGUGUCCUUCUUGAACUGUGGUGCCCAGAACUGGACACAGUACUCCAGGUGAGGUCUGACCAGAGCAGAAUACAGUGGCACUAUUACUUCCCUUGAUCUAGAUGCUAUACUCCUAUUGAUGCAGCCCAGAAUUGCAUUGGCUUUUUAGCUGCCGCAUCACACUGUUGGCUCAUGUCAAGUUUGUGGUCAACCAAGACACCUAGAUCCUUUUCACAUGUACUGCUCUCAAGCCAGGUGUCCCCAUCUUGUAUUUGUGCCUCUCAUUUUUUUGCCCAAGUGCAAUACUUUACAUUUCUCCCUGUUAAAAUUCAUCUUGUUUGUUUUGGCCCAGUUCUCUAAUCUGUCAAGGUCGUUUUGAAGUGUGAUCCUGUCCUCUGGGGUGUUAGCCACCCCUCCCAAUUUGGUGUUGUCAGGGGUUCAGGGAGAGAUGCACAGGGUAGGCAGGAGAUGGAGAGCGAAGGGGAUGAAUCCCAAGCCAGCGAGGAAGAGGAUGACAAUGACUCAAGAGAUUCCAUGAGUCUUUCCAGCGAAUCAGAGGAUUCCCAGAAGGGGGGGCCGGUGGUCAAGGCCAGGGGAGCCCCAGGGGGGACGUGUCAGGAGCAGGGGGCCAGCGGAGGAUCCCAAAGUGGCAGCUGGGCGUCAGGACCAGCCUCCCCACCAGAGUGCAGCGAAGGGGGUGGAGUUUCCAGUGUGUCAGGGGAAGCAGCUCCGGCAGCAGAGAAGGGAGGGAGGUCAGAGCAAGCCGCCCUCCCGGAAGGGGAGGGAGCAGUGAAGGGAGUAGUGUAACUGUCUAAAGUAAUGUUUGUGGUGUUGGGCGCGCGCCAAGUUCAAAUGUAGAGGCGCGCGGAAGUACAGGGAGCCCGGAGGAGGGGCCAGGUCCCAAAGCCCGCAGGAGGGGGGAAGAGCAGUCUGAUUCCGCGUCAGAGGAAUCCAGGAGGGGCGAAACCCAGCGGGCAGAAGGACCCUGCGGAAAAGGAAAGAGAGAAAGAGGUGGAGCAGCGCAAGCCUCUUAAAUUGGUGCAGGGGAGGGACGGAUUCAGAGGGGACUUCAGCGGUCUAAGCGUAGCAGACGUAGGGCUGCGCGCCUAGGAUGUCAAGCAAACAAUGAACUGCAAUAAACACUUUUGUAUAUAAGAAGACAUAGGCGUUGGUCUUUUGUGAGCUGAGACUUGAGGCAGCCCUGACAGGUGUCAUUUGCAAAUUUGAUCAGGAUGCCCUUGAGUCCGUCAUCCAAGUCGUUGAUAAAGAUGUUGAAUAAGAUCGGGCCCAAGACAGAACCCUGUGGCACCCCACUAGUCACUCUUCUCCAGGAUGAAGAGGAACCAUUGAUGAGCACCCUUUGGGUUCGGUCAGUCAGCCAGUUACAAAUCCACUGAGUGGUAGCAUAGUCAAGACCGCAUUUUACCAGCUUCUUUACAAGAAUAUCAUGAGGCACCUUGUCAAAUGCCUUGCUGAAAUCAAGGUAGGCUACAUCCACUGCGUUCCCUUCAUCUACCAGGCUUGUAAUUCUGUCAAAAACGAGAUCAGGUUAGUCUGACAUGACUUAUUUUUCAGAAAUCCAUGCUGACUAUUGGUGAUCACAGCAUUCCUUUCUAGGUGCUCACAGACUGUUUGCUUAAUGAUCUGCUCCAGAAUCUUCCCUGGUAUUGAUGUCAGACUGACUGGGCGGUAAUUAUUUGGGUCCUCUCUUUUCCCCUUUUUGAAAAUAGGGACAACAUUUGCCCUCCUCCAGUCUGCCGGGACUUCGCUUGUUCUCCAGGAAUUCUCAAAGAUGACUGCCAGUGGUUCUGAGAUCACAUCUGCCAGUUCUUUUAAUACUCUUGGAUGCAGUUCAUCUGGCCCUGGAGACUUGAAUACAUCUAAACUAGCCAAGUAUUCUUGUACUAUCUCCUUAGUUAUUCUGGGCUGUGUUUCCUCUGCUGAAUCAUUUGCUCCAAAUUCUUCAGGUCGGGCAUUGUUUUCUUUAUCGGAGAAGACUGAGGCAAAGAAGGCAUUGAGGAGUUCAGCCCUUUCUGUGUCCCCUGUUUGCAUUUCACCAUCUUCUCCUCUGAGUGACCCCACUGUUUCUUUGUUCUUCCUUUUGCUACGAACAUACCCAUAAAAGCCUUUUUGUUGCUUUUAACCUCUCUAGCAAGCCUGAGUUCAUUCUGUGCUUUAGCUUUUCUGACUUUGUGUCUACACGUGCUGGCUAUUUGUUUGAAUUCCUCUUUGGUGGUUUCCCCCCUUUUCCAUUUUUUGUACACAUCCUUUUUUAAUCUUAACUCAGUUAAAAGUUCUUUAGAUAGCCACCCUGGCUUCUUUAGGCACCUUCCAACCCUCCUCUUAGGUCUGGUCGGGGUUCUUCCAUGAGCUGUCCGCUCCAAGGUCGCCUGCACAUUACCUGAUGACUGACUUUGCUGCUCGUCUUCAUAUACCUGAUCGACUGUAAUGAGGGAGAGAUCCUCAAAUGGAGUCUGCUCUUCGUCUUCCAUGCUAGGGGAGAGGACCUCAAAGCGAUUGUGUAUUUCUAAAUACGCUGGUUGGUCGCGCUGGUUGAUGAUCUCCGGUGAGCUAGGGACAAAGGUGAGAGCUGUUUCCUAGUUCUGCUGGAUCUCUCAGCGGCCUUUGACAGCAUCGACCAUAACAUCCUUCUGGACCGUCUAGAGGGGCUGGGAGCUGGGGGCACUGUUAUACGGUGGUUCCGCUCCUUUCUCCUGGGCUGUGCCCAGAAAGUGGUGUUGGGGAAUGAGUGUUCAGACCCCUGGUCUCUCACUUGUGGGGUGCCUCAGGGUUCCGUCCUCUCCCCCAUGCUUUUUAAUAUCUAUAUGAAGCCGCUGGGAGAGAUCAUCAGGGGGUUUGGGCUGGGUGUUCAUCAGUAUGCAGAUGACACCCAGCUCUACCUCUCCUUUAAAUCAGAACCAGUGAAGGCGGUGAAGGCCCUGUGUGAGUGCCUGGAGGCGGUUGGAGGAUGGAUGGUGGCUAACAGAUUGAGGUUGAAUCCUGACAAGACUGAAGUCCUGUUUUUGGGGGACAGGGGGCGGGUGGAUGUAGGGGAUUCCCUGGUCCUGAAUGGGGUAACUGUGCCCCUGAAGGACCAGGUGCACAGCCUGGGAGUCACUUUGGACUCACAGCUGUCCAUGGAGGCGCAGGUUAAUUCUGUAUCCAGGGCAGCUGUCUACCAACUCCACCUGGUACGCAGGCUGAGACCCUACCUGCCUGGGAACUGUCUCACUAGAGUGGUGCAUGCUCUAGUUAUCUCCUGCUUGGACUACUGCAACGCACUCUACGUGGGGCUACGUUUGACGGUGACCCAGAAACUGCAAUUAAUCCAGAAUGCGGCAGCUAGACUGGUGACUGGGAGCGGCUGCCUGGACCACAUAACACUGGUUCUGAGAGAUCUGCAUUGGCUCCCAGUACGUUUCUGGGCACAAUUCAAAGUGUUAAAGCCCUAAACGGCCUCGGUCCAGUAUACCUGAAGGAGCCUCUCCACCCCCAUCGUUCAGCCUGGACACUGAGAUCCAGCGCCUAGGGCCUUCUGGUGGUUCCCUCAUUGUGAGAAGUAAGGUUACAGGGAACCAGACAGAGGGCCUUCUCGGCAGUGGCGCCCACCCUGUGGAAUACCCUCCCUUCAGAUGUGAAGGAAAUAAGUAGCUACCCUAUCUUUAAAAGACAUCUGAAGGCAGCCCUGUUUAGGGAAGUUUUUAACAUUUAACGCUGUAUUGUUUUUAAUACUUGAUUGGGAGCCGCCCAGAGUGGCUGGGGAAACUCAGCCAGAUGGGCGGGGUAUAAAUAAUAAAUUAUUAUUAUUAUGAUACAAGGCCGGGGUCUCUCUUGGUUUCCUUGAUGUCUGGGUGCAAAUCCCCCUCCUUGUUAAGAGGCGUGUAACAUGGAGCAGGGACUUCCGGGUGGCUGUUCUGCAUUGCUGGGGGUUGGACUAGGUGACCCCGCAGGUCCCUUCAGACGCUACAGUUCUAUGAUCCCUGUUCAGAUAUGGCAUGCACCCGCUCAUUGCAACAGGCGAGAAGCCCCCUGAGAAAGAACUUGCCGUCUUUUCUCGUGUAUAAGACGAGGUUUUUUACCCCCCAAAUCAAGUGUCAAAUUGGGGCUCCUCUUCUACAGGGGGAGUGCUGAGGGGGGACGGGUGCUUGGUUGUAGCCGCCAGGAAGAGAUUUCCAGCCAUGAUUUCUUUGCUGUGGAAAGGGCUGUUGUCGACUGGCAGACGAUAGGUGACUUGGUGGUUGAUGCGUGCAAUUGUGCAAUUUGAUUAAUGGCUCCCUCCCCCCAAAUGAAGCUCAACCACUCUGGGCAACCCCUCCCCAAAAAAGCUUAACAAGUCUUGGCAAUCUGCCCCCAUUUUCUAAAUUUUGAGUGCCCAAAAAUAGGGGGCGUCUUAUACAUGGGGGCGUGUUAUACAGGGAAAAAUACGGUACCUUUCCCUCUCAUCCACCUCAUUUACUCACCUCUCUCUCUCUCUCUCUCUCUCUCUCUCUCUCUCUCUGAAGAACUCUCUGAUGAAAACUUCGAGUACUUGUGGAUGGGUAAGAAAAUGCUGGGAGGAAGAACCAUCAGAGAAGCCUUGGAGAUGAUGGAUGAAAGGGAGAUUUUGGACACCAUCCUCCAACACCUCCAGCCAGCUCCCCAGGUGUGUGUGAUGCAGGGUGGAUUUGAUUGAAAUCAAAUCAAUUUAAAACAUAUUUUUACAUUCUUGCUUGUAUAAUCUUAAUAUUUACAACCAGAUGAAGGUUUCAUUUUGGGAAUAAUAAAUUUCCAGAGUAGUUUUUACUACUGAUUUGGUUAUACUGUUAGGAAUGCAUAGACAGAUAAUUAUGAAAUUAUUGUGGGGUAUAAUAAGUUAACUGUGUACAGACGCUUCAGGUUACAUACACUUCAGGUUACAGACUCCGCUAACCCAGAAAUAGUACCUCGGGUUAAGAACUUCCAUCGGCUCAGGGGCGAGAGGGGAAAAGCCGGGUGGGUUACAGAGAGCCCCCAAAGAUCAUGGGAAGCAGCACUUCCUCAGCGGAGGAAGGGGAGGAGAUGCAGGGGUCGGAGGAGGCAAGGCGGUGCCAGGACACCUUGCCUGAGCAAAGCGGGGAGGAGGGGGGUCCCCCAUUACCCAAGCCUUCCUUGCGCAGUAGGCUUCCACGCAGAGAGGGGAGGCGCAGACUGGGCGCCAAGAAAUUACUCUGCUGGGGAAGGUUGAAGGGCCGCCCACUCUCAGAUUCUGCCCGUGAAUGAGCAAGACACGGAAUAGAGGCCCUCUGCAUUCUAAAAGUUUUGAUCACUAAGAAGAAAGCUGGAAAACAGACUCUUGAGCCAUAUUGCCUGAUUGCUCUCAAGCAACCAACCGAUACCUCUAACAGUGGUGCUUCAGGUUAAGAACAGUUUCAGGUUAAGAACAGACCUCCGGAACGAAUUAAGUUCUUAACCUGAGGUACCAUUGUAUAUUUGGACAACUUUUCUGCUGUACCUUAUUGGAAGGAGAAAAAUAAUCAUUUCCUUAAAAAGAAUUUAAACAAUUUAUUUAAUUAAAACAAUAACAUUAUAGCUUAUAUAUCCAUGUUUCUUAACUGAUGUAGUUAAACAUUUUUUAAAAAAAAAAUUCAUAGACUGAAUUUUAGCAUAUAUGAAAAACUUAAAAUAAAUCCUUACUUCCCAGUGAAUAGCCUUUGGACUAUAAUGCAACUUAAAUAGAAAAAUAUAUUCCGAAAGAUUUUUCCUCCAAAAGCAUUUUAUUUUAGAAAUCCAAUUUAAUUUUUUAAAAAAAUGUGAUUUAAAUCAAAGAAAUCUAUUAAAAAUAAUAAUGGGUCAUUGAUUUUUAUCCACCCUGGUCUGAUGUUGCGCAGCGUGAACCAGGAUUCCCCAACCUGGUGCCCUCUAAAUGUUCUGGACCAUAUGCUGCCUGGGGCUGGUGGGAGCAUGAAGAAGGGUUCAAGUUGAGGGGAACUGCCAUGAACUAUCACAGGCAAAGGCAAACUCGGCCCUCCAGCUGUUUGGGGACUACAGCUCCCAUCAUCCCUAGCUAACAGGACCAGCGAGUCAGGGGUGAUGGGCAUUGGAGUCCCCAAACAGCUGGAGGGCCGUGUUUGCCUAGGCCUGAACUAUUGGGAGCUCAGCUUGGAGGAAGGCCCUAUUUGCACAUGCAAGAGACGACUUUCCCCUGGUGAGAAGGAGUGGUGACCGCCAGUCUGGGGGGGCUUGAAAAGAGGACCAGGCAAACUUGGGGAAGCAGAGAAGGCAAUCAGUGCAGGAUCUGUAGACCGGAAGAAGAACCAAUCCAUGAACUUGAUUUGGUGGGGUGACUUGGACCCCAGGAAAUGUUGCAUGUUUUUUUCUUUAACUUUUGCAACUGAUCGUUCCCGAUAUCUGGGAACGUUUCAGAACCCGAUAUUGUGCAGUAAAAGUUUUUGUGACUGUAUUGUGCCAAAUGUGGCCAAUAUUUCCUCUUCGCUCUCAAGAGCAGUUAAUUUGCCAGGCCUGGGCAUUUGGCAGAGCAGGCAAGCAAAUACUUUAUGCAACAGAAAAUUUAAUAAAUAAUCAUACUGGGAGUGGUAUUGUCUGUUUGUUAUUAUGGUAUGUAUUUUUGAGUCUUUAUAUUGUAAACCGCCCUGUGAUCUUCGGAUGAAGGGCAGUACCGAAAUUUAAUAAAUAAUAGUAAUAGCCACAAUGCCUAGAUUCUGUUUGUUCAGGGCAGGAAACAAAGUGCUUUAAAUGAAUGGUGUGUCUCCCAGUCCAGAGGAUUUAUUGAAUCUUCUUUGGAGUGUUACUUUAAAAAAGAAGAAGAAUUGAUUGCAAUAGAUUUUACUCCAAAUGAUUUUUGCAAGAAGUCUAUUUCUAGGCAUGUGGGGUUUUUUUUAGAGAAGACAAGUGGCAGAUAGAUGGCAACUGUUCUCUAGACAAGAAACAUGACACUUUUCUUCAUUUUAUUCCCAGCAGAAGACAUCCAAGCCUGAACACAACAAGGUAAGUCCUUGUCGUGAAUUCCUCGCGGCGCUUUUAGCAGAAUGCUCAGAGUCCCAGGUUCUUUAGUGCAGUAUUUAUUAUUGUGAGCUCAAUAUAUAUACAAAUAUCUACAGAAGCAGUUCAUCUAAUCAGACAGAGUACCUGCACCUUGAGGCAAAAGAAGACUCCACACUCAUCUACACCACUCCACCACUAUUGGACAGGCUUCCCUUUUAAACCAGUGACAGCCAAUCACAUUACUGCUGCGUCAUUCUGACCCAGCACUUCCACAGAGAGUAUUGGAUCUGUAGCCUUAUUGGAGUUCACUGAUUGGGUCUGCGUUGCUCCGGGACAGGAGGAAGGAAGCCAAAUGACACCGAGGUUGAUUCAAAGAAGAAAGAGUUUAUUCUGCUCUCCGGAUAGCAGAAGGUACUUGCGUGAUCAAGUCCACAGCAAGUCCAAAGAAAUGACAAGUUUCAUGCAGUAUAUAUAUAUCCUCCAGGCACUCUCUCCAUCCUUCCAACCACAUCAGCCUAUGUACGCAGGUUGACAUCACGUAUGUUCUUGCUCUGGUAUUCUUAACCAUAAAAGGGUGUUCCUUCCUGUACUUCUGACCAUAAAAGGAUCUUCCUCUUCCUACUUUUAUCUGGGAGGAAUAGGUCAUAAUCUCCGGGAACAUGCUCUGGUGCUGUUCCCAGAUUGGGUCUGUGCGUCUUUUGUGGUCAGCACAUAAGAUAAGGCACACACGCAUCAUCCCUGCUCUACUGGAACUUGGCAAGGUCACUCAUUGCCGCCACAGUCUGAUAAGGGAGAGAGCUUCGAGCACAGCUGGGUUUUUGUUUAUACAUUGACUCAGAGCUCAAGUUAAUGGAUUUUAGCUAAGGAAAAAUAGGGAAUUUGGUGCAGUUUUCAAACUGCCUUCACAGUCAGUUUUGGGUUUGGGAAACCCAUUCCUUUACAUCAGCCUGUUGCAAACUGAAGCCUGCAGACUUACUUGCACAGCAUCCUGCAAAUCCCAACACUCCUCCUUAAGUCAAAGGCUUGAGACCUAAUAAUUCUCUUAAGUCUUGAAAUUUAGGACCAUCCAAGCAUUUUGUAUACAAAUCCGCCACAUUACAUUUUGUGUUACAGUGCUGUACCUUUAACACAUUUCUUUCCAAAGCAUUUUUCACAUUUCCGUAUCUUAUAGCAAUAUGUUUACUCUUGCUCUUAACGUUCUGUUGGUUAGCAAGCUGUUGUGCAGUCAUGUUGUCACUUAGCACAGUGAUUGGCAUUUCAGAAGGUAUUCCAAGCUCUUUUGUUAGGCAAGCAAACCACUCUAUUUGUGACACACAUUCACUUAUGGCUGAGUACUCUGCUUCACAAGUACUUGUGGCAACAAAUGUUUGUUUCUGGGAUUUCCACUAAACCAGGGCAUUUCCAAUAUAUAUGGCAUAGCCAGUGGUAGACUUUCCAUUUUCUCUGUCCCCCCAGCUGGCAUCAGCGUAUGCAUACACUUGCUGAUCAUAUCCUGUAUCCAGCACCAGUUUGUAAUCUUUUGUGCCUUUCAGAUACCUUAGGAUUCUUUUAAGUGCUACCCAAUCUCUCUGAGCCAGGUCUGCACUUCUUUGGCUUAACAUGUGCACUGCCAAUGUUAUGUCGGGUCUUGUCCAACAACUUAAAUAUAACAGAGAACCUAACAGAGAAUGAAAUGCUGUUGCAUUCUCACAUUUUUGCCCUUCUGGUUCAUUUUUGUACUGGGUAGUUAUGGGAGUGUCAACCUCACUUGCCCUCUCCAUUCCAUAUGUCUUCAGUAACUUUUCGAUUUUUUCCUUCUGACUCAGAGAGUAGACGCCCUCUUCAUUUCUCCGAACCUCUACUCCUAAGUAAUUCUGAAUCUCUCCCAAAUACUUCACUUUGUAUUUGUUACCUAGGCUGUUUAUAAACCAAGACACUUGCUUUUGUGCAGUUGUUAUUAGACAGAUAUCAUCAACAUACAAAAGUAAAUAACAAACGCUUCCUUGCACCAUUGCUGAAUAUAAACAGGAAUCAGCCAGGCUUUGUUUGAAUCCCAUCUUUUUCAAAGUUGUGUCUAUGCAUUCAUGCCAUAGACGUGCACUUUGGUGUAAACCAUAUAGUGCCCUUUGCAGCUUUAACACCAUGCUGUCUUUUUCCAGCUCAUAACCUGGUAUUUGCUGUAAAUACACCUCGGCGUCCAUAGGAGCAUUUAGAUAUGCUGAGGCAACAUCAAAAUGAUUAACUUUUAACCCCCUCAGACUUGCCAUUGCUAAAACUGAUUUUACUGUUUCAGCCUUUGCUCUUGGGGCAAACACUUCAUCAUAAUAUAUCAUUUUCCUUUGUGUAAAGCCCUUUGCAACCAGCCUGGCUUUCCUCUGACAACUACCAUCAGCCAGCUUUUUCACUUUAAAAACCCACUUACAGCUUAUGGGCAUUUUACCUUCAGGCAAUUCUGUAGGUGUCAGCAUCACCCUUCAGCCAGUGUCACUAACUGGAUUCAUCCACUUCAGCCCCAAAUGGGCUAGGCGAGCUGGGUAGCACUUCCAGAGACCACCUUCUGCACAGGAACAGGUCAAAGUGCUGUGGACUCACAGCUUAGAGUUGUGAGCAUCAGAUUCACUUCCACAAGAAGACAGUCGUUGCACAGCAGAGUAUAGCAGAGUACAGCAGCGCAUAAACGACUCAGAGAGAAGCUCUGUAGAAUAUCUUCUUUAUUCUAUCUACAACUAUAAUACACAACUAUAUACAGAGCUAAAUGAGGUCUAAAUGAAAAUGAAUGCUGAACUGCACUGAGUGUCUGCAGCUGCUCUUAGCAGCAACCUUAUCUAUACACACGAUCUCUCUCUAACACUCAGUCUCUCUCUCCGACACUUUGAUGUGAGGCUGGAGCGGAAUAAGUAGAGAGCAAAAACCGCCCCCUCCUCUCUGGAGAAUCAGCAGAGAACAUCAGCAGAUUCUUGGAUAUGGGAGGGGUGAAAUCUCCUCAGUAGGUACAAACACAUUGUUAUUUAGCAGAGAGUUAUACUCUGCCUGCAUUGCCUUUAACCACACCUCUUUCUCUAGAGUAGGUAACUCUUGCAGUUCUUCAAAGUUUGCUGGCUCAGUUACACAAACCUGGUUUAUGGUGGCUGGGAACCCAUAACGGGCUGGAGGUUGGCCUUUAUUACUUCUUUCAGACCUCCUUGGUUCAUUAAUCUCACCCCUUGGGCUACCUUCAGGACUGCUUUUGGGGUGGAUUGACUCUGGAGAUUUAUCUCCUCCUGUCCCUGUUGCACUUUCUCCCCCACCCCCCCGCUCCAUGCUAGCAGCUGGAGAAAAAUGCUCAGUCUUUACCUCCUCCCUUUCAAUUUCUCUGGGAGAGCUGCCAAUUCUUAGCUUUCUUUCAACGGCCUUAUCAGUUACGCUUGGCAGUAAAACUUUUUCUGGCAGCAGGUUAGCAUGUAUCUUGGGCCAAUUUCUUUGCUCAUUAAAGCUGGCUGACCGACUAUAACUCAAAAGAUUUUUAUCAUCUUCAAACCUGUAGGCUUUCGUACUGCUUUCAUACCCAAGAAAUAGCAACUGCUGUGCCCUUUUCCCACCUUUUCUUCGGUUUUUUUACAGGUAUGUCAACCCAUGCCUUUGUCCAAAAGAUUCUCAAAUGUUGCAAACUGGGACUUUUGUUAUAGAGAAUCUUAUAGGGUAUGUCAUCUAGUACCCUUGACCACAAACAAUUUCCAAUAUAAUUCGCUGUCUUAAUACUCUCAGCCCAGUACUUAAUUGGAAGAUUUGCAUCUGCUAACAAUGCUUUCAUUUGUGUCUGCAAGACACCUCCCCUACGCUCUGCUACUCCAUUCUCCCGAGGAGUCGCCACAUUGGUAAGCCUAUGUUUAAUCCUUGGGAUCGCAACCAGUUUCUUAGGGAGGUUGCCAUAAAUUCUCCUCCCCUGUCUGUCUGAAUAGAGCACACCUUUUGGCCAAGUUGCCUUUCUAUCCUUCUUACCCAGAACUUCAAAGUUUGGGCAACAUCAGAUUUUUGCUUUAAUGGAUAGACCCAGCCAAAUCUAGAAUAGUCAUCCACUAGGAUCAAACAAUACUUGUUAUGGGAGACACUUGGUGGAAAAGGACCAGUUACAUCAGCAUGAACCAACUCCAGUGGUUUUUUUGUUUCUCUCUGGCUUGCUCUUGCUACUGGGCAAGUCCUGCUUUUAACCUCCUUGCAGAUAUUGCAGUCUAAGUAAUUAUCACAACUUUUAAUGUUUUUCAUCGCCCCCCCAACUCCAAUGUUUUGUUCAGCACCUUAAAGCUGGCACGAGCCAGACCCCUGUGCAGCAGAUGAAUACACAUACCAUGGGUCGGGACAUUUUGCACAUUCACAACCUUAGACUCACACUGCAGUACAUACAUAUUAAUUCUAAGGUUAGCAUUUGCCAAUACUGCCCCAUUUUGCUUUAUCUGGCACUGAUCUCCUACAAAGUUUACUUCAAAGCCUGCUUUUGCCAAGUCAGGAAUACUCAGGAGAUUGUUUUGCAAACUAGGCACACACAACAUAUUCCUGAAUGUGUGUCCCAGCUGUGGGAACACAAUCUCCCCCUCACAGACUACAUUAGCUUUCUGGCCUGUAGCAAGACUUACAUGGUUUUGUUUGAAGCCCUAGCAUCAGUUAGCAAUGCUUUUCUUUUACAAAAAGUUUGAGAAUUUCUGCUGUCCAGAACCCACAGCUCUUCAUUUUCUUGGCCAUCUGCAGACACCCAAGCGGUAGACUCUCUCUGCUGCCUCCUGUGCAUCUGCUGUUUUUGUUGUUUCCUCGGGCAGUCCCGAAGCAGAUGUUCACUGGACUUGCAGCAAAAACACCUUUUUACCUUGUUGACCACCGGCUGGUCUGCAGCAGCUCCUCCUGGCUGUUUCUCCGGCUCCCGACACCUCUGCUCUUCCCGGCUGUUGUUCCCUCUGGGAUGCUCCAACAGCUGGGCUGAGGUCAUCUUUCGCUCUGAACGCCUGUCCUCCUCUGCAUACAACCGUCUGGUAAUGUAUUCCAGAGUCAGCUUAUCAGUCUCUACCGACUCAAGGGAAUUGACCAGCAUAUCAUAGCUGUCAUCAAGGGAACUCAGGACUAUAAAGACUUUGUCCUCUUCCCCCACAGGCCUCCCUCUUAAGACUAGCUCCUGGAAACAGCCUGUUAGGAAUUUUAGGUGGUUCACCAGGGAGUCCCCCAGUGUCUUCCGACACCAGUAUGUUCUCCUGGUCAGUGUUCAUAGAAUCAUAGAGUUGGAAGAGACCACAAGGGCCAUCGAGUCCAACCCCCUGCCAAGCAGGAAACACCAUCAGAGCACUCCUGACAUAUGGUUGUCAAGCCUCUGCUUAAAGACCUCCAAAGAAGGAGACUCCACCACACUCCUUGGCAGCAAAUUCCACUGUCGAACAGCUCUUACUGUCAGGAAGUUCUUCCUAAUGUUUAGGUGGAAUCUUCUUUCUUGUAGUUUGGAUCCAUUGCUCCGUGUCCGCUUCUCUGGAGCAGCAGAAAACAACCUUUCUCCCUCCUCUAUGUGACAUCCUUUUAUAUAUUUGAACAUGGCUAUCAUAUCACCCCUUAACCUCCUCUUCUCCAGGCUAAACAUGCCCAGCUCCCUUAGCCGUUCCUCAUAAGGCAUCGUUUCCAGGCCUUUGACCAUUUUGGUUGCCCUCCUCUGGACACGUUCCAGUUUGUCAGUGUCCUUCCUGAACUGUGGUGCCCAGAACUGGACACAGUACUCCAGGUGAGGUCUGACCAGAGCAGAAUACAGUGGCACUAUUACUUCCCUUGAUCUAGAUGCUAUACUCCUAUUGAUGCAGCCCAGUCACACUGUUGCCUCAUGUCAAGUUUGUGGUCAACCAAGACUCCUAGAUCCUUUUCACAUGUACUGCUCUCAUUUUUUUAAAAAAAUAAUAUUUAUUAAAGUUUCAAAGGGGGAAAAAUCACAUUAAUAAAAAAAAUUAACAAUAAAAAGGAAAAAUACAAAGUAGAAAAAAAAAACCAGUUAAAAACAAUUCCAUCUUUUCCUCACUUCUUUUACGUUUACUUGUUUCCCGGACCUCCUCAUACAUCCCUCUUUGGUAUUCCAAUUCAAUUUGUUAAUCCAACAAUUCCUUUCCCUCCUAAUCCUAAUCCUUAGUCUUGAUAUAUUGUAACGUUAGAUUUUUACAUAUUAAAAACCAAUUUUUCCAUAUUCUUUUGUACCUAUACAGCUAGAAACCACUUAACUUCAAUCCAACAUCAUUCUAACAUUCAUUAAUUUUACAAUAUUUCUGUAAAUAGUCUUUAAAUUUCUUCCAAUCUUCUUCCACCGACUCUUCUCCCUGGUCACGGAUUCUGCCAGUCAUUUCUGCCAAUUCCAUAUAGUCCAUUAAUUUCAUCUGCCAUUCCUCCAGUGUGGGUAAAUCUUGUGUCUUCCAAUGCUUUGCAAUGAGUAUUCUUGCUGCUGUUGUAGCAUACAUAAAGAAAGUUCUGUCCUUUUUAACACCGAUUGGCCGACUAUGCCCAGGAGAAAGGCCUCUGGUUUCUUCAAGAAGGUAUAUUUAAAUACCCUUUUUUGUUCAUUAUAUAUCAUCUCCCAGAAAGCCUUAAUCUUUGGGCACGUCCACCAAAGGUGAAAAAAUGUACCUUCAGUUUCUUUACAUUUCCAACAUUUAUUAUCAGGCACAUGAUAGAUUUUUGCAAGCUUGACUGGGGUUAUGUACCACCUGUAUAUCAUUUUCAUAAUAUUUUCUCUUAAGGCAUUACAUGCCGUAAAUUUCAUACCUGUGGUCCACAACUGUUCCCAGUCAGCAAAUUCAUCUUGUUUGUUUUGGCCCAGCUCUCUAAUCUGUCAAGGUCGUUUUGAAGUGUGAUCCUGUCCUCUGGGGUGUUAGCCACCCCUCCAGUUUGGUGUCAUCUGCAAAUUUGAUCAGGAUGCCCUUGAGUCCAUCAUCCAAGUCGUUGAUAAAGAUGUUGAAUAAGACCGGGCCCAAGACAGAACCCUGUGGCACCCCACUAGUCACUCUUCUCCAGGAUGAAGAGGAACCAUUGAUGAGCACCCUUUGGGUUCGGUCAGUCAGCCAGUUACAAAUCCACUGAGUGGUAGCAUAGUCAAGACCGCAUUUUACCAGCUUCUUUACAAGAAUAUCAUGGGGCACCUUGUCAAAUGCCUUGCUGAAAUCAAGGUAGGCUACAUCCACUGUGUUCCCUUCAUCUACCAGGCUUGUAAUUCUGUCAAAAACGAGAUCAGGUUAGUCUGACAUGACUUAUUUUUCAGAAAUCCAUGCUGACUAUUGGUGAUCACAGCAUUCCUUUCUAGGUGCUCACAGACUGUUUGCUUAAUGAUCUGCUCCAGAAUCUUCCCUGGUAUUGAUGUCAGACUGACUGGGCAGUAAUUAUUUGGGUCCACUCUUUCCCCCUUUUGGAAAAUAGGGACAACAUUUGCCCUCCUCCAGUCUGCCGGGACUUCGCCUGUUCUCCAGGAAUUCUCAAAGAUGACUGCCAGUGGUUCUGAGAUCACAUCUGCCAGUUCUUUUAAUACUCUUGGAUGCCGUUCGUCUGGCCCUGGAGACUUGAAUACAUCUAAACUAGCCAAGUAUUCUUGUACUAUCUCCUUAGUUAUUCUGGGCUGUGUUUCCUCUACUGAAUCAUUUGCUCCAAAUUCUUCAGGUCGGGCAUUGUUUUCUUUAUCAGAGAAGACUGAGGCAAAGAAGGCAUUGAGGAGUUCAGCCCUUUCUGUGUCCCCAAGAGCGGUAGUCUCGUAAUCUGGGGAACUGGGUUCGCGUCUCCGCUCCUCCACCUGCAGCUGCUGGGUGACCUUGGGCUAGUCACACUUCUUUGAAGUCUCUCAGCCCCACUCACCUCACAGAGUGUUUGUUGUGGGGGAGGAAGGGAAAGGAGAUUGUGAGCCGCUUUGAGACUCCUUAGGGGAGUGAUAAAGGGGGAUAUCAAAUCCAAACUCUUCUUCUUCUUCUGAGUGACCCCACUGUUUCUUUGUUCUUCCUUUUGCUACGGACAUACCCAUAAAAGCCUUUUUUGUUGCUUUUAACCUCUCUAGCAAGCCUGAGUUCAUUCUGUGCUUUAGCUUUUCUGACUUUGUGUCUACAUGUGCUGGCUAUUUGUUUGAAUUCCUCUUUGGUGGUUUCCCCUUUUCCAUUUUUGUACACAUCCUUUUUAAUCUUAACUCAGUUAAAAGUUCUUUAGAUAGCCACCCUGGCUUCUUUAGGCACCUUCCAUGUUUCCGUCUCAUUGGUAUUGCCUGAAGUUGUGCUUUUACUAUCUCCCUCUUAACAAACUCCCAGCCAUCAUGAACUCCCUUUCCUUUUAGUAUUACUGUCCAUGGGAUCUCACCCAGCACUUCCCUAAGUUUUAUGAAGUCGGCUUUCUUAAAGUCAAGAAAUUGAGUCCUAGUAUGCUUGGCUGCUCCUUUCCGCUGUAUAGUAAACUUCAGAAGAGCAUGAUCACUCGCGCCUAAUGAUCCUUCCACUUCUACCCCACUAACCAGGUCAUCAACAUUGGUUAGGACCAGAUCUAAAAUGGCUGUUCCUCUUGUUGCUUCUCCCACUUUCUGGACAAUGAAGUUGUCUGCAAGGCCAGUGAGGAAUCUGUUUGACCUUAUGCUCUUGGCUGAGUUUGACAUCCAACAAAUAUCCGGGUAAUUGAUUUCCCCACUUACUACUAUCUCCCUUCCUUUUGCAUGCUUGGCCAUCUGUUCCAGGAAGGCAUCAUCUAUGUCCUCCGUUUGGCUUGGGGAUCUAUAGUAAACUCCCACAAUGAGGUCUCUGUUAUUCUUCUCUCCCUUAAUUUUGACCCAAAUGCUCUCACUUUGGCUUUGAGGUUCUAAAUCUUGGAUCUCUUCACAGGUAUUAUCAGCGAGCCAGCUGUCUCUCGCACAUGGACAGCCUUGAGCGCAUUCCACGCCUCACUUGCCGUCACCUUAUCAGCUACGUAGACUAGCUGGCUGUCGUCCACUCCAAGGAUGAUCGUAGCCAAGGCUUUCUCAUCCUUUUCAUCCUCCUCAGGGGGCUGUGGUGGAUCUUCCACCACUUUCCACAGGCCCUCACGCUUGAGGAAGUGUUGCAUGCGGACUGACCAGAUCCUGUAGUUUGUGGCCAUCAGCUUCUCCAGCAACACGCCAGCUCUGGACUGCUCCAUCCCUGCAGCUCCCCUCCAGCACCCACGGCUAGAUAACUGCCACCUGUACUCAUGCGCAGCGGAAGUGUGCUGGGCCCAUAACCCUGUCACGAAUUCCUCGCGGCGCUUUUAGCAGAAAGCUCAGAGUCCUAGGUUCUUUAGUGCAGUAUUUAUUAUUGUGAGCUAAAUAUAUAUACAAAUAUCUACAGAAGCAGUUCAUAUAAUCAGACAGAGUACCUGCGCCUUGAGGCAAAAGAAGACUCCACACUCAUCUACACCACUCCACCACUAUUGGACAGGCUUCCCUUUUAAACCGGUGACAGCCAAUCACAUUACUGUGGGGUGCCACAAAAGAGAACACCCUCUCCCAAUUUCAGUCAUGGGGGGAGGGUGGGGAAACCCGUAAGAGGCUGCGGGUGCAGGUAUUAGUUCUCUUAAAAAGCGGGAAGAGCCUAGGGUCAGCGUAUCUAGGACAAAAGUGUGUCAUGAGAAUGAAAGACGAGGCUGCUGGGUUAGACCAGCAGCCUGCACAGUCCAGCAUCCUUAUCUCACAGUGGCCAACCAGAUGCCCAUGGGAAACUGGAAAGCAGAAUUCGAACACAGAGCCCUCUCCCCUUCCUGUGGUUUCCAGCAACUGGUAUUCAGAAGCAUUCCUGCCUCCAACAGUGGAGGCAGAGCAAUUAGGACAUGCUGAACUUGUCAACUUUCAAAUUCCCCAAAUGAGGAGUACUAAAGAGUUGUAAUAGGGACGCGGGUGGCGCUGUGGGUUAAACCACUCCCCCGCUUGGGCUUGCCGAUUGGAAGGUCGGCGGUUCGAAUCCCUGCGAUGGGGUGAGCUCCCGUUGUUCGGUCCCAGCUCCUGCCCACCUAGCAGUUCAAAAGCACAUAGUGCAAGUAAAUAAUAAUAAUAAUAAUAAUAAUAAUAAUAAUAAUUCAUAUCCAAUCCCUCCCCAGCCGAAGCCAGUACUGCUCCGGCUGGAAGGCAAACGGCAUUUCCGUGUGCUGCUCUGGUUUCGCCAGAAGCGGCUUAGUCAUGCUGGCCACAUGACCUGGAAAAACUGUCUGCAGAAGCGGACAAAUGCCGGCUCCCUCGGCCUUAAAGCGAGAUGAGCACCGCAACCCCAGAGUCGUUUGCGACUGGACUUAAUUGUCAGGGGUCCUUUUACCUUUACCUUUAAAGAGUUGUAACAUGACUUGGGAAUUCAGAAGAUGUGUAAAAUUGCAUACAAAUCAUUAAAACAAUUGCCUAGUACUUGCAAUCUAUUAUUAUUAUUUAGUAUUACCCGACAUUUUCAGACGGUAAAAUUGAAAUUCUUUGGUUUUCCAAAAGCAGUUGAUGUAGCUGGUGGGGUCUCCUCCCUGUGACUCACCCAAACCUUCCCCAACCCUUAGAAUGCCCUCUAUAGAUAUUAUGGACUCAAGCUGCGGGAUUCCAGGAGCGCAGAGACAGUCCACCUGUACCUGCACUUACUCCUGAGGUUGCCUCUCGAAGAGGAAGCAGACAGAGAGGUGAGUGAAUGUGUGGGAUGUCAGGGGGGGAGGAGAGCCAGUGGGACUGGGACUGUGCUCACACGGAGACUCUCCACCUCCAGCCGUGUCCUGGAAGAGCCUCCUCCUUCUGAACCCUCCUGCUUCAAGCACCUCCCCAGGCUGCUCCCCAGUGUCCCACCACCACAAUCCAGGGUCCCCCACUCUUACUCAUCCAGCCAGUCCCUGACAUUACCCCACAGACCCCACCAGCCCUCUGUCCUGAUUUCCGGAUUGGUCUCUGCUCGUGCCCACCCGGUCACCCCCUCAAAGCCUCUUACAGGAGGAACUGCUUUUCAGCAUUCAACAUAUCUGGGGCAGAUUAGUUUUGGGUUCGAUCAGAGCAGCCAACAAGUGGCCCUCAAUGCCUUUCUUGGCAGCCCUCAGCAACCUUGGAGGCACCCCUACACACCUGUAGGCCUUGCACCGCCUUCCCAAAGCUGGGUAAGGAGGUGCUGGGCUUGGGGAAGGAGGCAGGUGUGAUCUGUCAGGGUCCUAGAGUCCUCAGUUAGCUCUUUCCCACCUUUGGCAAGAAGGUGGGAAGGCGCUAGGUCCCACCAGAGCCUCGUGCCUCCUUCCCAAAAGCCAGCGCCUCACCUGCCUACCUUUGGGAAGGCAGCAUGCAGGCUGGGGCGUGUGUGUCAAAUGUUGGCCUUGCUCUCCUCUCCCACAUGACAAGUCAGUGUGCGGCCCACAGGUUCUGUGCUGAACUACUCUUGUGGCCCACUUGGUAUGAGAAAUUGGAGCACCCUGUUUUAGAUGGUGCAUAUUCCUGCUCUGGCGCCUUUGGGUGAGGGGUGGAUUACAAAUACUUCCAGUGUAUAAAUGAAGCAUUUUAAUGUAGUUGGGUGUUUAAUGAAGCCAAGAACUGUAUCACAAGAUUCGAAAAUGUCAGAAUGCAAGGCAUCCUUGCAUUGCAAGCUGCACAUGAGUCUGGGAGGUGUGGUCUGGUCAGUUCACAUCAGAAUCCACAGAAAUAUCGUUCUUCAAACCACCCCUAUUAUUAUCUGGGAUGAAAGGAUCUGUUCAAAUUGGUUCUCUAAGUGUCUCAUUUCCCCACUCUUAAAUUUGGUUCCCCACAUUUUGCAGCAAUCUGCUUACAGAAUCACAUUUAUCCUCCAUAGCUUAAUGGUUGCCAUCAAUUUCAUUUUAAUUGAUUUUAAUUAAUUUUUAUAAUGAAAUGUUUUUAGAAUGUUGUACUAUUUUAUUGUUGUUAGCCGCCCUGAGCCCGGCUUUGGCUGGGGAGGGCGGGAUAUAAAUAAAAUUUAUUAUUAUUAUUAUCACUAAUUGCAAUCAAGAAAACGACAUGUUUGACGUGCCUCAUUCUCCCUAGGGAAUUUCUGAGGCUAUCGGUGUGGCUUCAAGCACCCAUAUUUCCCAGGUGCUGAUGGCAGUGCGGGAUUUUGGCCGCGCAGCCAUUGCAAGGAAGACUGAGACGUCUGAGGUAAGGGUGUGAAGUGAGGAAGGAGCAUAGCAAGAGUGUAGGUCAGCCACCCCCAGCCUGGUGCCCCUUCCCCAUCCGUGUGUUUUGAAUUGGAACUCCCAUCAGCCCCUGACAGCAUGGCCAAUGGUUAGACAAAGAUCCUGGCAAACUGGAUCCUUAGCAGCUAUUUACACCCACACCAAAGCAUGUGAAGCAGCCUCUGGGUUCCUCUGAUCUAGGAAAACAGAGCUGUGUUGGAAAAGAACAAAUCCUGCCCCAUUUCCAAAUAUGCUCUUUUUCAAGGGAUGGGAUCCUUACCAUUCCAAAAAGGCAAUUAGAUCUGCUCAUCCUCUCAGUAUGGAAGCCAGACAACUUCCUCUGUGGGUAUGUCUCAGUCAUCCUUCUGAAGUGGGCUCCAGCAGUCCUGUCUCUGUGGCUCCAGAUCCUAGAUCUGGUCUGAUCCCUUGGCUCACUCAGUCAGUCAAACGGAAUAGUUAGAAACCAUUGGUCAUCCCCAGAGUACACGCAAUACAAAAGUACACUGACCCCUGUUUUUAGGUUGGUUGUCAGAUGGUUGGUUGGCAUUUCUUCAAUAGUAGAAGCUAAUGGGGGACCCCAAACAUCAUCUAGUCCAACCCCCUGCAAUGCAGGAAUCUCAGCUCAAGCAUCCCUGAGAGAUGGCCAUCCAACCUCCAACGAAGGAGAGUCCACAACCUCCCAAGGGAGAGUGUUCUGCUGUCAGAAAGCUUUGAAUGAAAACCGUCUUAGAGUUUGGAAGAGGGGACACCUCUCCAACUGAGGGGAGGGAGCAGAAUCCAAGAGAGAAGGCAGUCGGCAGGCUGGGAGAGGCAGAGAGAAAGAGGGGAGAGGUUUCAGCUGCAUCCCGGGGCAGGGCAGCUGCCCAAGUUGCUCUCGUGCAAGGGUUCUUCUGCUUACGGGAGUGCCUGCUGGCCCCAUUCAACUAUGUUCUAGAGUAGACCCAUUGAAUUUAAUGAAGAUGACUAAGUUAGGCCCAUUCAUUUCGACAGGUCUACUUGAAGCAAAGCAUAGUUGAGUGUCACCCUCUGUGUUCAUCUCCAUAUAUUUGUCAAUUAAGCAAAUUAUUACAAAGGCAUAGUAACUGCGUGCGGAUCUAACACUUCCAUAACCUGAGGGGGCCUUGGGGUCAUGUGCCCCCGACUCUCCAAUUCUCCAACCCAGCUGGAAGGGGAUCAGAACCUUUUCCUUCCACUUUCAGUUAACUUCCCUCAAGCUUCUGGUCUCCGUUUUGCAACUGUGCUAGAGGAGAAGGGAGCAGGAGCCGAUGAGUCCAAGGCUCAUUCACACAAUAAUAAACCAUAGUUUAUCACAGAGGUAACCAAAAUGGGGCCCUUCAGAUGCUACAGACUGCAACUCCCAUCCUUCCUGACCACUGGCCAUGCUGGCUGAGGCUGAUGGGAGCUAGAGGCCAACCUAUGUUGAUGCCCUCUGGUUUAUUGUUACAUCUGAACGCAGCCCUGAACUCUCUUGUGCUCUGCCAUCCAAGAGAAAUGAAACCCAGGAGUGUGGUACCCCUGGAUUUUUGCUGUGAGUUGGGAAAUGACCAAGGAAAUUUCCCAACCCUCACUAUGGAGAAGAUGAGCAGAUCCACCCGGUUCAUUUUAAUUUUAAAAAAGCAGCUCCCAUGGAAAAGAGCACCAGUGGUCAGUCUACCCUACACUGUCCUGCACUUUCUCCCUGGUUGACUGACCGAACCCAAAGAGAACACCUUCAUGGUUCCUCGUCAUCCUGGGGAAAAAGUGACCAGUGGGGUGUCACAGGGUUCUGUCUUGGGCCCGUUGUUGUUUCACGUUUUUUAAAAAUAAAUGACUUGGAUGAAGGAAUUGAGGGGAUGCUCAUCAAAUUUGCAGAUGACACCUGUCAAGGCUGCCUCAAGUCUUAGCUCACAAAAGACCAACGCCUACGUCUUCUUGAAUACAAAGGUGUUUAUUGCAGUUCAUGGUUUGCUUGACAUCUUAGGCGCGCAGCCUUACGUCUCUUACGCUAGACCGCCGAAGUCCCGUCUGAGUCAGUCCCUCCUCUGCACCAAUUUAAGAGACUUGCGCUGCUCCACCUCUUUCUCUCCUUCCUUUUCCGCAGGGUCUUUCUGCCCCCUGGGGUUUGCCCCUUCUGGAUUCCUCUGACGCGGAAUCAGACUGCUGCUCCCCUCCUGCGGGCUUUGGGACCUGGCCCCUCCUCCGGGCUCCCUGCACUUCCGCGCGCCUCUACAUUUGAACCAGGCGCGCGCGCCAAACCUCUAACUUUCCUUUUGACAGUUACACUGCUCCCUUCACUGCUCCCUCCCCUUCCGGGAGGGCUGCUUGCUCUGACCCCCUCCUCUCUCUGCUGCUGGAGCUCCUUCCUCUGACACACUGGAAACUCCACCCCUUCGCUGCACUUUGGUGGGGAGGCUGGUCCUGACGCCCAGCUGCCACUUUGGGAUCCUCCGCUGGCACCCUGCUCCUGACAUUUCCCCUGGGGCUCCCUGGCCCUGACCACCGGCGCCCCUUCUGGGAAUCCUCUGAUUCGCUGGAAAGACUCAUGGAAUCCCUUGAGUCAUUGUCGUCCUCUUCCUCGCUGGCUUGGAAUUCCUCCCCUUCGCUCUCCAUCUCCUGCCUACCCUGUGCCUCUCUCUCUGAACCCCUGACAUCCAUCCCCCUCGAAGCCCCCUUCCCCCCCCGCUGCUCGGGCGCAGGUUCCGGGAGCCUCGUUGUAGCGGGGGUAGAUGCUGGAUACAGUUCGUCGACGUCGAUCUCCUCUGCUUCCAGUUCAGUGUAGGAGUGCUCGAAACCGGGGUCCUCCCCCAACACCUCCAAACCCUUCCCCCCCCUGUUACUUCAGGCGAAGCUGCUUGCCAAGGCCCCCUUCGCCACCCCACUUCUGGUUGAUCGUCCCACCAAUAAGAGCGGUCCGUGUCCACCCUCGAGCCCGAUCCCCUUGGAGGGCUCGAUUGCGGCGUGGUCUCCUCCGCAGAGGAGACCCCCUGAAGGUGCUGCCUGAAAGUGUGGGGGUAAAAAGCCAGUCGUCAAAAUACUCCUCUGGCAUGGGCCUGUGCGGGAAGAGUGCAUGGAACUCGUCCUUAAGCCAAGAUUCCUCCAGAGCAUAAUCUGGCACCCAACUGUUGGCGCUAGCCGGGGUACCUUCCUUGGCGAGGAGGUAUUCCACUCCCUCCUCCCCCAUCUCGAGUCCAGAAUUUCCGUGACCUCGUUGAGUGUCGGGGUCCUCGGUGACUUCCCCCUGGUGACUUCCUACGCGGGUCUGGUGCCGUCCCUGGCUCCUGAAAUCUGUGUGGGGCCUUGUAGGGUGUAAGCACCGACCUAUGAAAGACCGGGUGCAUUCGGGAAUCCUCUGGGAGGGUCAACCGAAAAGCUACGGGAUUGACCCUGCCCUCAACUUGGUAUGGCCCUAGCUGUUUGUGUCCUAGCUUCUUCUUAGCUAACGACCUGGCCGGCACCGCCUGGGCUGCUAACCAUACCCAGUCCCCCACCUGGAUGUCUUCUCCUGCCCUCCUGUGCCUGUCUGCCUGCACUUUGUAGGCGUGUUUAGCUAGUUCCAAAUGCCGUCGUAGCUCCUCGUGGACCUCCUGCAAUUCUGCUGCUAAAUGUUCCGCUCCCUGCGACUCCCCUGCGUCGUCGUCUCCAACGCCGGGAAUGUUCUGGGGUGUCGCCCAUUGUUGGCGAAGAACGGUGUCACCCCCGUUGACGCGUGCUUCGUGUUGUUGUAGGCAAACUCGGCCAUCGGUAAGUAGUCCACCCAAGUUGCAGGCUUUUGAUUGGCGUAACAUCGCAGGUACUGCUGCAUGAUGGCGUUGACCCUCUCCGCUUGGCCGUUGGUUUGGGGGUGUCUCGCCGACGCUAAGUUGAUCCUGACAUUCAGGAUGCCCAGGAGCUUCUGCCAGAAACUGGAAAUGAAUUGGCGACCCCGGUCGGACAAAAUGGACCGUGGUAAGCCGUGCACCCGGAACACGUGGUCUAUGAAUAGCCUGGCGGUCUGCUCCGCUGUUGCCACCUUCGCGCAAGGAAUGAAAUGCGCCAUCUUGGUGAACAGAUCUACAACCACAAGCACCGCCGUCUUGCCCCGCGAACUGGGCAGAUCAGUGACAAAGUCCAGCGCCACCCUUUCCCACGGCUGCAGUGGCGUCUCCAGCGGUUCCAGCAAUCCCGCUGGCUUCUUGUGCACUGGCUUGGACCUCUGACAAGUGUCACACCUGGCGACGUAAUCCGCGACUUCUCCCCGCAUCUGGGGCCACCAAAAGUCCCUGGCUACUAAGUCCGCCGUCUUCUCCUUGCCGAAGUGACCCGCGCUGGGGGCGUCGUGCAACUGCUGUAGAACCUUCGCUCGGAGAUCGUCCCCUGGGACAUAGAGAGCACCUUUGCGGGUCAGUAGGCCGUCGCGUAUCUGGAAUUCGCCGUCCUUUGCUGUCCCUCUUCGCACCUCCUCCAUCUUGGAUUGUGCAAACGGGUCCGUCUGUAGCGCGCGUCGUACCGCGUCCAGGUCCACGGCGGCAGAAGCGCACGCCCACGCUUGCGGUGCAAAAAUGUGCCUGGCUGCCACUGGUGCCGCUUCCUCAAGAUACUGCGGUUUUCUGGAGAGCGCAUCCGCUAUGAUGUUGUUGUCUCCCGGGAUAUACUCUAUCCGGAAAUCGAAAUCCGCAAAGAACUCCGCCCAUCUCAUGUGCCUCUGGCUCUGGAGCUUCGCCGUGCGCCAAUACUCCAGGUUCUUGUGGUCCGUGCGGACCUGCACGGUGUGCUUGGCUCCGAUGAGGAAGUGCCGCCACGCCUUGAAAGCCGCGUGGAUGGCCAACAACUCCCUGUCCCAGAUGGUGUAGUUCUGUUCCGACUUGCUGAGCUUCCGUGAGUAGAAAGCGCAGGGCCUCCAGUUCCCUUGCGAAUCUUCCUGCAAGAGGACGGCCCCCACUGCUCUGUCAGAUGCGUCAGUCUCAACCCGCAUGGGCCUGCCAGGAUUCACGUGUAGCAGCUGGUCUUCGGACGCGAAGAGACUCUUAAGCCUCCUGAAGGACUGCUCCGCCUGGUCCGUCCAGGUGAACUUUUCUUCUUGGAACUGAGGGUGUCCGUGAUAGCUGCCGUCUCUUUCGCGAAACCCCUGAUGAACUUGCGGUAAAAGUUGGCGAAGCCGACGAACCUCUGGACCUCCUUCCGAUUGCGCGGGCUAUUCCAGUCCAACACCGCGCGGACCUUGGCGCUGUCCAUGGCUAGGCCCUUGUCGGACAGCCGGUAGCCCAGGAAAUCCACCUCCGUCACGUCGAACUGGCACUUCUCCAGCUUGGCGUAGAGUCUGUGCUCCCGUAGCCUCUGCAGGACCUCCUUUACGUCUGUUUCGUGAGUCUCCUGCGAUUCCGAGAAGAUCAGAAUAUCGUCGAGAAAGCAUACGCACUUCUUGUAGAGGAGUCCUGCUAGCACGUGGUGCAUGAAUGCUUGAAAAUGGUGGGAGCCACCUUGGAGACCAAACGGCAUAACUCUGUAUUCAUAGGUGCCCAGCGGCGUGAACAUGGCCGUCUUCCACUCGUCACCUUCCCUCAUGCGUAUGAGAUUGUAGGCUCCGCGUAGAUCCAACUUGGUGAAGAUCCUCCCCUUCCUCACCGUCGCGAGCAGGUCGUCAAUCUUGGGCAUGGGGAAAGCCUUGGGUUUUGUCAUCGAGUUUAUGGCCCUAUAGUCCACAAUGAGUCGUUUUUGGGGCGUGUCCUUCUUCUUCACAAAAACACAGGACUGCCCCCACUGCCUUGGAUUCUCGGAUGAAUCCCCGCUUCAAAUUGUGAUCUAUGAACUCCUGAGCUCCUGCAUCUCAUCUUCAGACAUGGAAUACAGCUUCGCAGUCGGUAGCGUUGCCCCUGGUAAGAGGUCAAUUGCACAGUCGUAGGGCCUGUGGGGUGGUAAUUGGUCAGCUUCCUUCUCGCAGAAUAUUUGUGGGGCACUGCCUGCACCAUGCCUAGAUGCAGCUGUUGCCCUUCCUCCCGGCCCUCCUCGUCCUCACCAAUCUGGAUGCAAUGUUGUGCACAGUAGGACGAGCCAAAGGUGAGCUGCCGCUGGUACCACGCCAAGGAUGGACUGUGUCUAUCCAGCCAACUCAUGCCUAGCACUAUGGGCGUGUCUGACAGUUGGGUGACAUUGAAACUGAUGACCUCGCGAUGAUUCCCAAUUUUCAGCAGCAUGGAUGGCGUCUGUUGUACCACUUGCCCACCCAGCAACUUCCUGCCAUCUACAGUGACCACAUUCAGAGGCAGCGUGGCUGGUAGUAGCGCUAUGCGAUGCUGCUUGACGAACUGCACCCCCACGAAGUCAGCGUUGCUCCCUGAGUCAAUCGUAAUGGGGACUUCCAGGGUGAGUCCAUUAGGCAGCUGGAGAGUAGCAGUGAGCUGCACCACUGGCUUAGGUGGUAAGGGGUCUGUAGGCUGCAAAAGCGCUGGGGACUGCUUCAUUGACGUGCCUGGUGGAGCCCCAGCGUCUCUCCCUCCAACCAGGCAUUCUCGUUUCCCUGAAACUGCUCCCCUUGGAAAGCUUCCCUGUUACUGUUGCUAAGGCUGCAGUGUGCUUCUGGAGCCUCUGGGGACACUCUUUAGCCAUGUGCCGUGCACUGUCACAGAUGUAACACUUCCUGGUCCCUCUAGGAGGCUUCGCUUUGACUGCUCCUGACGCUGAGGCUCCGGCAGCUGUCUGAGCCUUUGCACCACCCAGUUCCAUCUGUUCUUCCCCUCUGCCAGGACAGGCGAAAGGCGUGAACGUUCCAAGUCCCUAGAAGGAAAAGGAGGCGCUCUAGCUGGUGGGCGGACGUGACGCCCUCCUCCCUGUGCCAAGGGCGGUCUUCUUGGCGCACCCCUAUCGUGAGUGCCCUCUGCACGACGUCUGCUAGGGUUUGAGGUCUGUCUCCCUAGCCAGCUCAUCUUUCACUGAGCCGUGUAGCCCUUCCCAAAACAAGUCCCUUACUGCCAGGGAGUCCUUUUCCCAGCCCAGCACAUUCAGCAAUGCAAAAAAGCGAGAAUGGUACUGACGCACUGUAGCCUUGCCCUGCCGCAAUCCAUGCAUCUCCUGACGUGCCACAUCAACGUCAACAGUAGAUUGGAAGCAAGCGUCCAUGGCUUUGAGAAAUUCAUCAGAGUCCCUGCGUGCAAGACCAUCUUCGCGCCAUAAAUUGCGUAACCAAUUCCUUGCUUCCCCAUGCAAAUGGGACACAAUGAACCCCACUUUUUCCUCCUCAUCCUUGAAGUCCUUUCAAGUAAAUGCAGUGCAUAUACGACGUCUGCUCUGAAAUUGGGAAAUGCUUCAGGUUCCCAUCGAAGUGGGCUACUAAAUUGCCCCCUUCGUCCCAGUCCGAUUCCCUCUGAUCUGGACCCCGGGAACCCCUCUCUGCACGCCCGAUCCCACCUGGCUUGCAGAUCCUGGCAUCGCGCUUCUGCUUCUGCAACUGUCUUCUGAGAAACCACGACGGCAGUGGAGAGCUCGGUGACUGCGUUUUGCAGGGACGCUAUCUGCUCCUCAGUAGUCAUUGCUGCCAAACUCGUGAGCUGUGCAAAAAAAUUUUUGCUUUUGAGACGGGACUUACUGUCAAGGCUGCCUCAAGUCUUAGCUCACAAAAGACCAACGCCUACGUCUUCUUGAAUACAAAGGUGUUUAUUGCAGUUCAUGGUUUGCUUGACAUCUUAGGCGCGCACUAGCCGAAGUCCCGUCUGAGUCAGUCCCUCCUCUGCACCAAUUUAAGAGACUUGCGCUGCUCCACCUCUUUCUCUCCUUCCUUUUCCGCAGGGUCUUUCUGCCCCCUGGGGUUUGCCCCUUCUGGAUUCCUCUGACGCGGAAUCAGACUGCUGCUCCCCUCCUGCGGGCUUUGGGACCUGGCCCCUCCUCCGGGCUCCCUGCACUUCCGCGCGCCUACAUUUGAACCAGGCGCGCGCGCCAAACCUCUAACUUUCCUUUGACAGUUACACUGCUCCCUUCACUGCUCCUCCCCUUCCGGGAGGGCUGCUUGCUCUGACCCCCUCCUCUCUGCUGCUGGAGCUCCUUCCUCUGACACACUGGAAACUCCACCCCUUCCCUGCACUUUGGUGGGGAGGCUGGUCCUGCCGCCCAGCUGCCACUUUGGGAUCCUCCGCUGGCACCCUGCUCCUGACAUUUCCCCUGGGGCUCCCUGGCCCUGACCACCGGCGCCCCUUCUGGGAAUCCUCUGAUUCGCUGGAAAGACUCAUGGAAUCCCUUGAGUCAUUGUCGUCCUCUUCCUCGCUGGCUUGGAAUUCCUCCCCUUCGCUCUCCAUCUCCUGCCUACCCUGUGCCUCUCUCUCUGAACCCCUGACAACACCAAACUGGGAAGGGUAGCCAAUGCCACAGAAGACAGAAUCGGGAUUCAAGAUAACCUUAACAGAUUGGAGAACUGGGCCCAAACUAACAAAAUGAAAUUCAAUAGGGUCAAAUGUCAGGCUCUACAUUUAGGCAGGAAGAACCUGAUGCACAUAUAUAGGGUGGGGGAGCCCUGGCUUGCCAGCAGUUUGAGUUUCCUGGAGGGAAAAAAAAUACAAAAUUUGUAAGUCUGCACAACAACUUGUUGUUGUUGCUUAGUCGUUUAGUCGUGUCCGACUCUUCGUGACCCCUGGACCAGAGCACGCCAGGCACUCCUGUCUUCCACUGCCUCCCACAGCUUGGUCAAACUCAUGCUGGUAGCUUCGAGAACACUGUCCAGCCAUCUCGUCCUCUGUUGUCCCCUUCUCCUUGUGCCCUCCACCUUUCGCACAACAACUUACUGACUACUAAUAUUUUCCCAGCUGCUAAAAGGUCCCAACUAAAUGGUGAUUUGUCUCCAAUUGCACUUAAGGUUCCCAAACUCACUUUCCCCAUCCUUUCCCUCCAGAAUACUAGCGAGACCAAUGCCAGUAUCACCGUCAUCCUUUGCUGCGGGCAAAUGGCAUUCGGGGCACGGCAGGAUGAGCUCCCCUUUUUUAUAGACCUCAUCACAGAGGAGCUCCUCUUCCAAUUCCAGAACAGCAGGAAGGUAUGGCUCUGAUUAUCACACGGACUCCUGUUGUUUGUUCUCUCAGCUAUACCAUACUUUUCCGUGUAUAAGACAGGGUGUUUUUUUUAUUAUUAAAAAAUGAUGUUUAAAAAUGAGGGUCAUCUUAUACACAGAUAGUGCAUAGGGGGGACGUGGGUUUGGUUGCCGCUGCAAGCCGGAGAUAGUCAGUGGCUAUUGUGCGUGUUAUUAGUGGCUGCGGCAAGGGGUGGUGUUGACUGGCUGUCGCUGCGGAAAUUGGGAAGGCGAUUGGCGGUUUCUGCCGGCGAGGGACAGACAAUAGGUGGGUUUUGCGACGUGUGUGAGUGGCAGCAUAGGUCCAGCGGGUGAGCAAUUUUUGGAAUCCCCUCCCCCCAAAUAGCUGAACAACUGUGGGUAAUCCUCCCCCCCAAAAGCUCAGCAACUCUGGGCAAUCCUCCCCCCCCCCCUUUUCUUAAUUUGGAGUCCCCCUAAUAGGGGUGUCUUAUACACGAAAAAAUAUGGUAUAUCCUGCCUUUCUCCUGUCAUAUGACUCCAGGAGCCAGGAGGUGUGCAACCAUUUCCCCCGUGGUCACCAUCCAGGCACUGAGCAGACCUCCUGAGCUCCGUCAAGGUCCUUGCACCACAUGCCUUCAGACUGUGCCCUAGGGCAGGGUCUUUGGCUUCAUCCACCGAAGGGUUGUAGACUGGGGUGUAUACUGGCUCCACCCUUAGGACCAGAUGGGGCAUUACAGUGGUACCUUGGUUCUCAAACUUGAUCCAUUCUGAAACCAAAGCGUUCCAAACCAAGGCAUGCUUUCCCAUAGAAAGUAAUGCAAAAUGGAUUAAUUCUUUCCAGACUUUUUUUAAAGAAACCCUAAAACAGCAAUUUAACAUGAAUUUAACUAUCUAACAAGACCAUUUCUGGGUUAGGGUUAAUUUUUGGAUUGGGUUAGUGUUAGGGUAAGGAUUAGAAUUAGGGUUAGGGUCAGUGUGGCUUUAUGUUUCCUUGUGAUUUUGAUUCAAACUCAAUUUUAUAAAAUCCCUUCUCCUUUCAGAACGAGGCUUUGAAGAAGAGCUUUAUGAAGGCAGCAACUCUAACAACCAAGGCGCUUGUGCAAUCAAUUGCGGGAUAUGUCACCUUCCCCCACAAAGAGGAGCUCACCUUCUGCAUCAUAGUGAGGAAAAAGAAAAAGAAAAAAAGAGGGGGAAUGUCCUGGGGUUUCUUUUCAGAGCGUUUUUUCUUAAAAAUAGCUGUGUAGGUCUAGCUCUGGGUUGCAUGUUCUGACCAUCUGGCCCCAAACCAUUUCUGCUCCAGCUCAAGUUUCCAAACCCUCUUGAAAGGCAGCCCUACAUUGUGGCAACCUCAGCAGGCUGUCACCAGCGCCUAAGUAAAAGAGGCUAGGUUCUCCCAGGAGGAGAGGGCUGUCGAUGGCUCCCAGCCAUGAUUGCUAUGUUCUACCUCCACAGAGGAAGAAAGCAAUGUUUCUGAAUAUAGUUGCUGGAAGCCACAGGCAGGGAGAGGGCUCUUGAGCUCAUGGUCUGCUCCCUGGUUUCUCACAGACGUCUGGUUGGACACUGUGAGAAUGCUGUGAGGAUGCUGGACUAGAUGGGCCCUUGGCCUGGUCCAGAAGACUGAUCUUAUGCCGUUCUUAUGCAGUAGAGCUCUGCCCAGGAGAAAAAGGGAUCUUAUUCCCAGAUCCAGGAAGCCCACUCUUCUCCUCUAGGAGGACCCACUUGCCAAUUGCAAAGAAGUUGUCAAGUGGGCUGGAUAGAGAGCACAACUCAGGGCUUGGUGUGGUGGUGGCAGGGAUGGCGCCUCCAGUUCCCUGACAUGCUGUGUGCUUCCCCACCACAGGAGGUUAUCAAAGAGGAGCCGAUGGCAUCGCUCACCAUCCUACACCAGGCGAUGGAAACUAUCAUUCGCAUGACGUAAGUACGGCCAGACACAGUACAUAUUUCUUCACCAGGUUUAUGGACUGCUGGGUGCUGAUCCUUUCCUCUCCCCUUCUUUCUCUUUUCAGUGCCUUGAGACCACGCAUGGACCCCCUGCUCCGGUCUCAGUUGCUACAGAAAACAAUCAGAAAGGUCUUCCAAUUGCCAUCAUUGCAGGUUACGAAGGUCAAAGCCGGGAGCUCUGUGCCAGCAACACAGAGCCAGGUGACUGGACCUUCUGCUUCUGGAGGAAAAUGGGGUUGCCAGGUUAAAGGAUUUGAGGGCAAAGAGUCUGAGCCGUGUAAGCUGCAAAGAAUGCUGCCCGAGACACUUGACCCAUCACAAUGAUGUAACAACCAGAGACUUUGGGUGUAUAUUUUUGAUUUCAAUCAUGUUUCCAUAUUUAUUGCAUUUCACCUUUGGCUAGAAUGCAUCCACAAAUGAUUCCUGCAUGCCUGCAUUUUGUGACUCUCAUGCCUCCCUCCUACGCUACAUUUAAUUUUAUUUGUUUGCUUGUUUGUUUAUAUGCUGCCCAUCUGACUGGGUUAGUCUAGCCACUCUGGGCGGCUUCCAACAAAUUAAAACACAGCCAGACAUCAAAUAUUUAAAACUUCCCUAUGCAGGGCUGCCUUCAGAUGUCUUCAGACGGAAGUAUAAUGAUGUAUCUCUCUGACAUCUGAUAGGAGGGUGUUCCACGGGGUGGGCCCCACCACCAAGGCGGCCCUCCGCCUUGGAACACCCCAAGGAAGUUGAGCCCAGUGUGGAGUCCUGUAUCUUUAUAUCGCAUGACCUGUAACCUUACAUACAUCAAGAAACGUUUGAUGUUUAUGACUCUUUGUGUGCCAUGUUUGAACCCCUGCAUAAGCUUUGUUACGAAUUUGGACUAGAAGGCUCCAGAGCAUAUGGGAUUUCCAUGGGAGUCUUCAGCUUCUAAGUGCUUUUGCUUUUCUCCUUCCAGGACUGUUAUCAAGAGACCAUCUACAUCUGGCUCAACAUGCUCACCAGCUUGCUGUCGGAGGCCCCUCUCUGGAGACGCUGCAGGAGAUAUUAGUGGUAAGGGAGCCCCCAAGGUUUCAGAGCAGGGGAACCAGCAGCUCCCAUGCCGGAGGACAGACCCUCUUGAAAUGAUUGCACGGGGGGCAUCUGUGGCCAACUCGCUGGUUGUGGGUGCUGAUGGUCAAGUGGGCCUCUGUUCUGCUAGCAAUGCUUGUGCAAGGCACACAAGAUAUGUCCUCUGCUGAUGGCGUAUGGGGAAGGGCCGUGGCUCGGGGCAGAGCAUCUGUCUUGCAUGCCCAAGGUCCCCGGUUCAGUCCUCAGCAUCUCCAGGUGGGGCUGGGAAAAGGCUCUCUGUCUGAAAGCCCAAAGGGCCAACUGCCAGUCCUCAGUACCUGUGGAUCAAUGGCUGGGCUUGGUCUAAGGAUGCUUCCUGCAUUCCAUUGCUAUGGCUGUGGUGAGGUGUAUGUUGUAUUGUUGUAAUUAUCACACACACAAACACACAAAUGACAGAUUGCAGGGCGGUUCACAACAUAAAAAUACAAAAUCAGAACAGAAAAUGCAUAAUAAAACAAAAGCAACCCAAGAGCCAAUUAAUAUCUAAUUCUACUAAUGCUUUUUUUUUUAAUGGCUUCUUUUUUCUGUGUCUUUAGUUGUUCUUGUUUUGUUUGUAAGCUGCCUCGAGACCCUGUCUGGGAAAGAGGUGGGGUAUUAAUAAUAAUAAUAAUAAUAAUAAUAAUAAACAAAUUGCAGCAAACUUUCUCCUUUACAAAACAACCCCUUUUUGCAAUUUGUCCCCUCUAUGAAGCUUUGUGAAUUUGCAAACCUGGAUUAAGGGUUGUCCUUCCAUGUGAUGACGAUGAUUUCUCUCUCACAGCACACAAAUGGCUGGAUUGACUCCACAAAAAUCAGUGAGAGGCAAAGAGCAGUCAAGACCACCAACGUACUCAUGAAAUAUGUCUCCGAGCAUUUGGACUUUGAUGUGAGUGACCAAGGCUUAAUGCUGCAAUUUCAAAUCGUAUUGCAUUGGAAAGUUCAGGUGUGAACUAGAUGAAAGCUGUAUGGCAUGGCCAUCCCAAGGGAAGGUGCCAGCCAGUGCUAUUUUUCUAGAAAAGAGGUGCCAGGACUCACCAUGAACUCACCUCCCUCAUUCUCUUAUAAUGGCAAUAGCGCCCACCUGAGAGGUGCCAGUGUUAGCUAUUUGCAGUAUAGUAGCACUGCAGAGAGCUUGCUGGGGAGACCAUGCGUUAAAAAGGGACUCAAAAAUAACUAAACAAGGUUUUAAUAACAAAAACAAAAACUCCUUAUACACUAAAUACACCAACAACAAACCAGGCCCAACCACCAACCCAUCCCCCAGGGUAACGGAAGAGCUAGGUGAUGCUCCUUAUAUACUACACCCAAAUGCUGACACAGCUUAAUCAAUACAACUCAGCACCUGCUGUGUUUCACAGCUGUAAAGCUGGGUCUCGUUAUUUUGCUCUGGCCCCUUAAAGACAUACACAUCGGGUGGAACAAUGAUGAACCUUUACAUUUAAAGAAACCAUUCAACAUUUCCCUGCGGUUCAUCAUUGUGGAACAAAAUCAUAAAGCAUAUUUUGUACAUGUCUUUCAUGAGUAACCUUUGGAAGUGCUUUAGUAAAAAUGUCUGCAAUUUGAUUGUCACCUGGAACAUAUUGAAAUACAAUCAUUUCGUCAGCAAUUAGUUUCUUUACAAACUGUAAACGUAACCUUAAGACUCUAGUGCGCUGGGCAUUGGUCUCUGAACACAGGAUAGCGAGUCCGCUCUGGGAAUCAAGGUAAACUCUUACUGGUAGUGUUACUUUCAUCUGUAGGUCUGCAAAUACUUGCAGAUACCAUUCCACAUCACGAGUGGCCUGAACGCAUGCACAUAAUUCACUCUCUGUUGUGGAGAGACAAAUAAUGGUUUGUGUCUGGGACUUCCAUUCAAAUGGACAACCGUUAUAACAAAACACCAUACCAGACACAUCCCUGCAAUUAUUUUGUUCCACUGCAUGAGAUGCAUCGCAGAAAAUUUCAAAACCUUUGUCAAUACAUGAUGUAAACUGCAACCUAUAAUGUUUGGUAUGUUUAAGGUACACUACCACUCUCUUAAGAGCAGAGAAACAUUGCGUAGUGGGCUUUUCCACAAAUUUUGCCAGAAAGUGAAAGGCAUAAGUUAUAUCUGGUCUUGAGAUUCUUUGAAUGAAAUUUAGCUUGCCUAUAGCAGAACGAUACAAAGUUUUGUUAGGAAAUGGCUUAUCUUCACCUGUAAAGGUGAAACCACACACCAUAGGCGUUUCCUUCCUAUUUGCAUUUUCUUAAACCCAUUUUGAAUCAAUAAGUCUCAUAUCUGGGGUUUGUGGUACAAGAGACCAGGUGUUAUGCUCUUUUAAAGAAGCUAUCUCAGAGUUGAUAGCUUUAUACCAAUUUACAGCUUGGUGCUUAGGUAAAUUCUGAACAUCAUUGUAGCUUUUUAGCUCAAAAACUGCCUUAUUGGCAUACACAGUAUUUAAAUGUUCAUCUGCAAAACGUUGUGGCUUCUGUCUCUUUCUAUCUGAACGUCUCAGUCCGGAAGGAGAGUCAGACUCCUCAGACUUAAUGGGACUAAGUGAACUACUAGUUUCAGGUUGUAAAUCAUCAUUGUCAGACUGAAGAGGUGCCUGUAGGCUAAGCUCACAGUCAGAAAACUCAAGAGAAUCUAAGCUCCCCUCGGGUGCCUGUGACUUUAAAUCAUCAAACAAAUUAUCAGAUUCAACAGGCUUUUUGUCUUGUUCCAUUAAUUCAGAAGCACCAUUUCCUGCUGCUGCUGCUGCUGCUUCCUCUUCUUCCUCAGUGUCAUUUAUACCGUUAGUAUCUUGGAAAACAGCAACGCCAUUCCAAUUUACAGUUUGUAUCAUGCUUCUGGUAAUAUGAAAUUUGCCAGUUGCUGGUAUGUAAAUUCUGUACGCCCCCUGCUGGUAGCCCAUUAAUUUUCCCUGAACACUACGCUCACCCAAUUUCUGCCUAGCGGGAUAAUGCAUAAUUACAUCUGAAUCCCAAAUGCGUAGGUAUUUCAGAUUAGGGUGUUUUUUAAACAGCUUCUCAUAUACCUGAAGGAGCGUCUCCACCCCCAUCGUUCUGCCCGGACGCUGAGGUCCAGCGCCGAGGGCCUUCUGGCGGUUCCCUCAUUGCGAGAAGCAAAGCUACAGGGAACCAGGCAGAGGGCCUUCUCGGUAGUGGCGCCCACCCUGUGGAACGCCCUCCCAUCAGAUGUCAAAGCAAUAAAUAACUACCUGACAUUUAGAAGGCAUCUUAAGGCAGCCCUGUUCAGGGAAGCUUUUAAUCUGUGAUAUUUUACUGUAUUUUUUGUUUCUAUGGAAGCCGCCCAGAGUGGCUGGGGAAACCCAGCCAGAUGGGCGGGGUACAAAUAAUAAAUUAUUAUUAUUAUUAUAGGGGGUUGUUAGGAUAUUUCCGUUCCACCUUAAACAGGGAGCAGGCUGUUGUUUGAGUCACAGUCUGCGUACUUCCGGCUCACAGGAAGUUUAUGUUUUGUACAUAGCUUUUGUUUCUCUCUCUGUGCCUGAACACGCAGGCAAGCAGUCAUGUUUUUUCUUUGUUCUGACCAACGCUGAAUAAAGUUGUAAAUAAUGCUCUCCUGAGUGCAUCUUUCAUUGUGCGAACUCUGCAAAGGUAGUGCACAAGUCCUUGAAUGUGGAAAGCUGUUUCUGAGGCUUGUGUCGCUAAUUGACUGAUACUGCGUUCCUACGGGAGGUUGAUGGAUCGUCCGGAGUCGACGUGGGGGCAUGAUGGCCUUUGUCUCCCUGGCAGUAUCCCAACAGGGGUGACAUCUAAACCAGAAUGAUAACUGCGAUUUCUAACGCAACAAAAGGCAUUGAGCGCUUCAGCCCAAAAGACUUUGGGCAGAUUAGCAUUGUGCAGAUAAGUUUUAACCCCUGCCUGCAGGUCACGCUGCACAACUUCAACAAGCCCAUUUUGCCAGGGACUUGGGGGGCAAGAUAACUCAUGAGUAGUCCCCUGCGCUUCCAGGAAAUUCUCAAAAUCCUCAAAAACAAAUUCCCCACCCCGGUCAGUAAACAGGUUCUUAAUUGGUUUGUUAAAAUGCGUUUUUACCCAGUUGCAAAAAGCUCUGUACUUCUCAAAUGCUUGGGACUUCUCAGCUAUUGCAUAAGUCCAACAAUAUCUACUAUACUGGUCUAUCAGGGUAAGCCAGUACUUAGAACCUCCUAAUGAUGGUGGGAGUGGCCCAACUAAAUCACAAUGUACACGCUCAAAUGGCUCAGUUACUUUCCUAUCUGAGCACCUACCCUUGAGUGCAACCUUAAUGUUAUUCUUGCAACAGGAUAGACAUUGCAUAAAGAAUUUACAUGGUUUUAAGUUUAGGCCAUUAAUAAUAUUCUUUGUCUUAAUUACAUCAGCAAAAUUCAGAUGUCCCAGAAUUCUGUGUGCUUCAUGGGCACACCCGGAAUGUGGCCUUACAUUCCUCAACCCCUGGCUUGACUGUGCUGCUCUGCAAUUUAUAGGCGAUUGGGAGUAGGUGCGAAAAUACAGUCUAUAUAAACCAUCAGAGUCCUGGGCAUACAAUAGACGUUUGUUCCCAUCGAAAAACUCACACAUUGACUUUAAGAAACGCACAGUUAUGCCUUGACAAGCAAAACAUCUUACUGACAAUAAAUUGUCCACUGACGGGCAGUAAAUGCAGUUCGCUAUCGUAAUGUUUAAAGAGUCAAGUUUAAUAGCGACUGCAAGACUUGUGAAUUGGCUAAAUGUACAUUACCAAUUUCCUCUUUAAAAGAAAUAAACAAGCUUCGAUCGUUGCAAAUGUGCUGAGAUGCUCCUGAGUCCACAAUAAAAGACUUCCACUUGGCACCUUUAAUUCUUUUACGAUCUGUAGUCCGAGCAUGAAAAGCUCGUGGCUCGUUUCUGUCUUUAUGGUACGAUGUCGGCUGCUGGGCUGACGACCGUGACUGAUGAACAGAAACAGACUUGGGAGUACUUUGCUUUCUUUUGGAUCUGCAGUCCUUUGCAAAAUGUCCCUGCUUAUUGCAGAACCAAUAAUGCUUUGCAGCUUUAAAUGCAGUCGUAUCACCACAAGUUUGCAUAUGGCGUUCCUCGUUGUUUCUGGAAAUAGGAGUGCUUAUGGCACAAGCCUCCCUUCUAUCCAACUCGCCCAUUAAUCUUGCCGUUACCCCUUCCACAGUUAAUUGUGCUGGUGGAACGGCAGAUAUCUGGCUAGCUACACCAUCAAAGUCCUCAUUAAGGGAACAAAGAAUGAUAAAAACAUACUGAAUAUCCGGUAUCUCCAUGUCCCUUUGAAUUAAUUUGCAGCGUAUUGCCUCCAGACGUCUCAAGUGUGCUGCCAAAUCACCACCAGGCUGCAACUUGGUCUGGUACAGCUGCUUGAAACGUCAAUGCAGACGCUGACUCUUUUCUAAUAUGCACUGCUGCAAGACUGUCCCACAUUUCUUUGGCAGUUUUCUUAUUUCUUAUAUAGACUACUUGCUGGUCGCUGACUGCCAAAUUAAUUAUUGCCCUGGCUUUUGCAUCUCCUUUCGACCAAGCAUUAGUUACAGGGUCAGGAGGGUCAUCAGUUACAUAGGUCCAUACUUCUCUAGAGGUCAAAAGCGCCUCCACCCGAAAAGACCAUAAACUAUAGUUCUCAUCUGUUAGCUGUGGGAACACCAGAGCCUUCUCGGCUUCUGGAACCCGGUCAACCAUUCUGGAACUCUUCCAGACCCACAGAAACUACACUAACAGGAGAAGGAGUUUUCAAACCUUUCUCAGAGUCAAAAAAUAUGCAGUCAUCCACUCAGCAGCUGGGCCCAUAACCAAAGAUGUUAGCUAUUUGCAGUAUAGUAGCACUGCAGAGAGCUUGCUGGGGAGACCAUGCAUUAAAAAGGGACUCAAAAAGUACUUAAACAAGGUUUUAAUAACAAAAACAAAAACUCCUUAUACACUAAAUACAUCAACAACAAACCAGACCCAACCACCAACCCAUCCCCCAGGGUAAUGGGAGAGCUAGGUGCUGCUCCUUAUAUACUACACCCAAAUGCUGGCACAGCCAUUCAACAUUCAACCAUUCAACAGCCAGAACUGAGUUCCAGUGAGUUCUGGCUGGGGAAAAAGCCCUGGGGCAAGCCUAGCGUGGACCACCUAAGCACAGCUCUCUUGCCAUGCGCCCCUCUGCCACCUUUGCCGACUGAAAGCAUGCCAGACGGUUUUCUUUUGCUGGGCUCUGUGGGACGAGGGCUGACUGUGCAUCUCUCUCUCUCCACCUCCUAGGUAUCCCAGGAUUUCCCCCUUCUUGGGCAGCUGGUGGCGCUCUUGUCCAUUCACCUCACAGACAACGUGAAGGAGAUUGGCCUGCAGUCAGCGGAGGCCUUGUACCAUCUCCAUUACAUCAUGAUAGCCAAAAUGGGUGAGGGCGAUGCUGGGAAAUGGCUUGUUUCUUGUAAGCUGCAGGGUGGGAGAUCUGUAGCCCUCCAGAGGCUGCUCCAACUCCCAUCAUCCCUGAGUGUUGCCCAUGCUGGCUGCUGCUGGGGUUGAUCAGGGAGUUCAGGAGGGCCAGAAUUCGUGCCAGCACUGGCCUAACGCCAACACCCUGUUGGCCAGAGACGAGAGGGCAGUCUUGGGGGAGGGAUUCACUGCUGAAGAACAUCAGAAAAGCCUUCUGGACCUGACCAGUGGCCCAGCCCAGUCCAGCAUCCUGUUCCCACAAGGGUUGACCAGAUGCCUGUGGGAAUCCAGCAAGCAGAAUUCAAGCUCUUUCUACUCCUGUACUUUGCUGCCUCUGACCAUGGAGGCAGAGCAUAGCCAUCCUGGCUAAUAGCCAUGGGUAGCCUUCUCUUCCAUGAAUUUGCCUCAUCUUCUUUGAAAGCCAUCUUGGUCCAUGGCCAUCAGUGCCUCCUGUGGCAGGGAGUUCCAGAGUUUAGCUGUGCACUGCAAGAAGAAGGACCAUCCUGAAACUUCAGUUUCAUUGGAGGUCCAGUUGUUCUCAUGUUCUGACGGUGAGAGAGAAAGCUUUCUCUCUCCACUUUCUCCAUGCCAUACAUUGUGACUCCUCUUCCUCGCUGUUUUUCUAAACGGAACCCCCCCCAAAUGCUGCAACCAGCUCCACAAGCACCCCAGUCCUUUUGGUUGCCCCCUUCUGAACCUUUUUCCCAGUUCUGAAUUAUAAUUUUUGAGGUGAAAUUGAUAAUUGUUUUUGUUGGUCCCAGUGGGAAAACUGGAGGUUUUGAGCAGGGAGCACUAAUGCUGGGUUCUUUUGCAUGCAUAUUCCAAAACCCGACCCUGCUUAGGUAAGGAACUGGAGAAGAGGAGGAAUAAAAAUAAGAAAGGCAACAUGGUCAGAUGGGUCCGAGAAGACUUCUUCAUCCCUGGGCCCUCCCUCUUCCACUACAACAUCGCAAAAGUGGCCAAGGUAGGGGUGGCUUUUUGUACUCUUUAUUGCUAAGACCGCAGCCACUCACAGUUAGCAAAGAUUUGCUCAUUCGGGCCAAUGGGGCCCUGCCCCACCAACUUCAGCCUGCCCUCAGGCAGCCCACGCCUUCUAGGGAUGAGGGAGAGAUUCAGAGCAGUUCACACUGGAAGCCAAAGCUAUCAAAUCGAGGCUUUCAGAAACAAUAGGAGAACUGAAACACAACCCGCCUUUGAAAUUCACAUGUCUUUGAAUUUCGCAAUGCCAAACAGUGUGUAAAAAAAUACAUGCGUGAGCUAUUAGUGUAAAUAACAUUCAGAAAUGCAUUGUAUUAGAAUAAAUUGCUCCAAGACAAGUGCCCGGUAGCCUAAACUGCAUGCAGAAUUCUACUUAUUGUAAUUCUACCAGGUGCUGGGAGACCUAGGGUUCAGAUCCCCACUCAGCCCUGAAACUCAAGAGUCAGUCACAGUCUCUCAGUCUAACCUAUCUCAUGAGACUAAAACGGGAGGAGAGAGAACCAUGCAUUGCCACCUUGGGCUCCUCAGGGUGGAAAAAGAAUAGGAAAAGUUGACUCAUUCGGUGCAUCUUUCACAAGGCACUGCCAAGCCAAUGAACUAUGCCAACCUUGUGGUGGGUGUUUUUGUUGUAUAUUAAGAACUAAACCCACAGCCGGCAGGUUCCCACCCAGUCUGUUUGGCAUUGGUUAUAUAACAGAUAGCCACUAUUAUUCAUCCUCUCUGUUCCUGCGAGAAUUUUUUUUUAAAUUUUCUAGUCUGAUUUUAGAUUGAACCUCUUCAUGUUCCAAUGUCAUAACCAAUUUAAGAUGUGGAUCGAAAAUAGCAAGGCGUCACCUGACUUUUAGUUUUGUUUGUUGUAAAAUAUUUCAGCUACUUAAAUAAACACAUAAAUAGAAUCACCGAAUUGUAGAGUUGGAAGGGACGUGGGGGUCACUUAGUUCAACCCUCUCAAGGCAGAGUGGAGAUGUCUUUCACUUGGUUUGUGAAGGCACGCUUGGACUACUGAAACGUGGUCAGAGUGUGGAGCAGAAGAAAACUCCCUCUUCUUUCUUCUUUGUGCCAGGCUUUUGGGGAGCACCUCACGCCCAGCCAGAUCAACGAAGUCGUGCUGAAGGCGAUUGACAACCUGAUAGUGGAAGACAGAGCCGUCUCUCAGGCUGCAGGAAAGCUCCUAAGGUCCUUCCUUGAGGAAUGCGGCAUGGAAAUGGAAGACGUAAGGCUCAAAACAGAGGCAGGGGGAGCAGGUUUCCUCUAAAUUAAACAUUCUCUUCGGACUUAGAAUUAGCUUCUUUCUGGGAAGUAAGAAGGCAUUGUGUGGGAAGUAAGAAGAGCCAGUGUGGUGUAGUGGUUAAGAGCGGUAGUCUCGUAAUCUGGGGAACCGGGUUCGCUUCCCCGCUCCUCCACAUGCAGCUGCUGGGUGACCUUGGGCCAGUCACACUUCUUUGAAGUCUCUCAGCCCCACUCACCUCAUAGAGUGUUUGUUGUGGGGAGGAAGGGAAAGGAGAAUGUUAGCCGCUUUGAGACUCCUUCGGGUAGUGAUAAAGCGGGAUAUCAAAUCCAAACUCUUCUUCUUCUUCUUCAAUUUCCGUGUCUGUGGCUCGAGCCUCUGUUUCCAUCCUGCUGCAGUUCGGCUUCCAAAAAUCAACCACCCUGUUUUUCAUGUCCCUGUCUGCUUUGGCAGUAUUUUAAUUACAUUAUUCCACCCUGUUCAUUUCAGUGCAAAGGAAACACAAUAUGGGCAACACUGAGGUCAAUUAAUAAAACUUUGCUAUGAUCAAAAUGAUCACCCUCCCAAAACUAACCUACUUAUUCCAAACCCUCCCAAUCUGGAUUCCCCCAACACUACUCCGCAGAUGGCAGAGAAAACUACACUCUUUUAUCUUCUCACAUAAAAAACCAAAAAUAAGCCCCAAAUACCUGCACCUCCCCACCUCAGAAGGAGGAUGGGGAAUCCCCAACAUGGAAGCAUAUUACAUUGCCAGCCAAAUACUCCAUAUAAUCCCAUAUAUACUAGAAGAUGAGACAAAACAAUGGGUACACCUAGAGAGGGACAUAAUUGAAAAUACCAACCCCAUCCCCACUAAUCCCCUGCCCUACCACCCAUUAUUCCACCAUGCAGCACAAAACCUCCAGAUAAAAACCUGGCAAACCAAAGGCUUAUAUCGCCCAAUAGACUUCUGUAAAAAUAACAAACCUUUGUCAACACAAGAAAUACAAGACAAACUAGAAGACACCCAAAUGCCCUGGUUAACACAACACCAAUUACAUGCUGUAACUCCCUCUUAAACAAUGCCCUCUUAAACAAUCCAACAAUAAAAUCAGCAGCAACUAGGCCCCUGAUAACCUUUGAAAACCUCCUCCUAACAACAAAGGGAAACAGUAAAGGGAUGGUAUCCGCAAUAUACAAAAUACUACUCCAAAAUCCCACAAACCCCCUAGACGCAAUCAAAAAACAAUGGGAGAAUGACAUAGGCUAUGAGAUUAACCCCACUCAAUGGAUCAGAAUGUGAUCUAAACCCCCCUUUAAAUCCAUAUUGUCAGGGCUGCCUCAAGUCUCAGCUCACAAAAGACCAACGCCUAUGUCUUCUUAUAUACAAAAGUGUUUAUUGCAGUUCAUUGUUUGCUUGACAUCCUAGGCGCGCAGCCCUACGUCUGCUACGCUUAGACCGCUGAAGUCCCCUCUGAAUCCGUCCCUCCCCUGCACCAAUUUAAGAGGCUUGCGCUGCCCCACCUCUUUCUCUCUUUCCUUUUCCACAGGGUCCUUCUGCCCGCUGGGGUUUCGCCCCUCCUAGAUUCCUCUGACGCGGAAUCAGACUGCUCUUGCCCCCUCCUGCGGGCUUUGGGACCUGGCCCCUCCUCCGGGCUCCCUGUACUUUCGCGCGCCUCUACAUUUGAACUUGGCGCGCGCACCCAGCCUCUAACCUUCCUUUCAACAGCUACACUACUCCCUUCACUGCUCCCUCCCUUCCGGGAGGAUGGCUUGCUCCGACCUCCCUCCUUUCUCUACUGCCGGAGCCGCUUCCCUGACACACUGAAACCUCCACCCCUUCGCUGCACUCUGGCGGGGAGGCUGGUCCUGACACCCAGCUGCCACUUUGGGAUGCCCAGCUGGCCCCCUGCUCCUGACACGUCCCCCCUGGGGCUCCCUGGGCUUGACCACCGGCGCCCCUUCUGGGAAUCCUCUGAUUCGCUGGAAAGACUCAUGGAAUCUCUUGAGUCAUUGUCAUCCUCUUCCUCGCUGUCCUGGGAUUCAUCCCCAUCGCUCUCCAUCUCCUGCCUACCCUGUGCCUCUGUCCCAGAACCCCUGACACAUAUCAAUGAAAAGAACUCACUCUGAAACCCACCUACAGGUGGUACCUAAGACCAAGAAAACUAGCGCUAAUAUGCCCAGGAACCUCACCAAAAUGCUGGAGAGGGUGCACCUCCACAGGCACAUACCUCCACAUGUGGUGGGAGUGCCCCAAAAUCCAACUAUUCUGGACAACAGCCAUACGAGAAAUAUGUAAAAUAACUAAGCAAGUAUUAGACAUCACCCCAGAAUUGGCCCUACUAAACAUCUUCCAAGACAACAAUGCCCACUUACACCACAAAGAACUCAUAACCCACCUACUUUCAGCAGCCAGAAACACCAUAACCAGACACUGGAGAGACUUGUCAGGAGUAAGCCUGGACCAAUGGUACCAAAUAGUAUGGGAAACAGCCCUACUAGAAAAAUUAACCAAUAAACUGAAACUGACACAGGGACAAACAGAAGAAGACGCCUUCACCCCGGUAUGGCUCCCCUUUAUCACGUACACAGCCCAACAAGACAAUGACAAUAAUCCACCAACAGCAUACAAAUCAAUAUGGCUAACCUGAUCCAAAACACCCACCCACCCCACUCUCACACGAAAACAAAGAUCAUCACAGCCAAUCACAAACAAACAACCACACCCUAGGCCAACCCCAACCUCUCUCACCACCAAAGGAACACAAGUGGAGAAACAAUUUACAUAUUUUCUGAAUCGAACCAGUCAAUGUCAAGAUUAGAUCAAAUAUGGGUUUCGAAUGAACUGACUCCAAGAAUACUACAAGUUGAAAUACAAUCUAAAGUAAUCUCAGAUCAUAAUCCAAUAAAAUUGGAACUAAAAGGCUUUGAAGAAAGAACAUUUAGAUGGAAAAUUAAGGGUUAUCUUUUGGACGACCAGUAAAUUGUAGGAAAAGCACAAAAGAAACUAGCUGAAUACUUUGUUGAUAAUUGCAACAAGGGUACAAAGAUGAGCGUAGUAUGGGACGCAAGCAAGGCUGUGAUGCGAGGUUUUUUUAUCCAGCAGAAUUCAUUGAAGAAUAAAAACAGAGAAAAGGGGAAAAGGAAAUUUUAAAGCAGAUAAUGGACAAUGAACAAAAAUUUAUUAGAAAACCAAAUAACUCCAAAAUAAAACAAGAAAUUAAGACCUUGCAAUCACAAUUUGCAAUGAUAAUAAACAAAGAAGUGGAAUGGAAUAUUAAAAAGUUAAGACAGAGAAACUUUGAAUUCGCUAACAAAUCAGGCAAAUGGCUUGCGUGGCAAAUCAAAAAAAGAAAGGAGCAGAACACAAUUAACAGAAUCAUUGUGAAUGGCGAAGAGAUAGAUAAUCCGAAAGAAAUUAGAAAAGGAUUCUUGGACUUUUACAGACAACUAUAUAAAAAUAAAGAAAGGAAUAAUAUGAGGAAAAUUGAGAGAUUUUUAAAAGGGAAAAAGGUGCAAAAGAUCCCGGCAGAUAAAAAAGACCAACUGAAUGCCCUAAUCGAAACGAAUGAGAUAAAAGAGAUUAUAAAGGAAUUGAAGAGGGGAAAGGCCCCAGGACCAGAUGGAUUUACAUCAGGUUAUUAUAAAGAGUUAAAAGAUGUUCUGAUGAUACCUUUAAAAGAAGUUAUGAAUAAUAUUUUAAAGGAAAGAGACAUCCCGGAAACGUGGAAAGAAGCAUUCAUUACACUUAUCCCAAAACAGGACUCGGAUUUAACCCAAGUUAAAAACUAUAGGCCUAUUUCAUUGUUGAAUACAGACUACAAAAUUUUUGCAGGGAUCUUAGCAAGAAGAAUGAAAAAGAUAUUAUUAGAAACUAUUCAUAAGGAUCAAGCAGGUUUCCUUCCAGGUAGACAGAUGAAGGAUAAUGUAAGGAACAUAAUUAAUAUUUUGGAAUAUCUGACUGCCAGGAAUGAGAAACAAGCUAUACUUAUGUUUGUGGAUGCAGAAAAGGCCUUUGACAACAUAGCAUGGGACUUUAUGUUGAAAAAUCUGGAGUAUAUGGAGGUGGGGAAAGAGUUUUUCAAUGGGAUAAAGGCAAUAUAUACAGAACAGAGAGCUAAGUUGAUUGUAAAUAAUGUGACUACGGAAGAUAUUAAAAUAUCUAAAGGAACUAGGCAGGGAUGUCUGCUUUCGCCAUUGCUGUUUAUAAUGGUCCUGGAGGUCUUCUUAAAGCGAUUAGACAAAAUAAAUUAAUAAAAGGGAUAACAGUUGGCCAGAAUGAAUAUAAAGUUAAAGCCUUUGCAGACGAUCUGGUAAUAACGAUUGAAGAACCAAUAGAAAGUGUAAAAGAACUAUUAGAGGAGAUUGAACAAUUUGGGAAAGUGGCAGGGUUCAAAUUAAAUAAGAAAACUAAAAUAAUUGCAAAAAUAUGGAGCAAAGUAUGAUAGAAAUAGUGCAACAACAAUCGCGAAGUAUUGGAAGACACAAGAUUUACCCACCCAGGAAGAAUGGCAGAUGAAGUUGAUGGAUUAUAUGGAAUUGGCGGAAAUGACUGGCAGAAUCCGAGACCAGGGAGAAGAGUUGGUGGAAGAAGAUUGGAAAAAGUUUAAAGACUAUUUACAGAAAUACUGUAAAAUUAAUGAAUGUUAGAAAAAUGUUGGAAUGAAGUUAUAUGGCUUUAGUAGAAAUGAUAUAAGGAAUUAAGUAUAAAUAGAUUAAUAGAGUAUUAAAGGAAAAAAUAAGGUUAGAAUGUGUUAAGAUAAUUAUAAGAUAGAAAACAGAGGAAGAUGGAAAGGAAUUGCUGAAACAAUUAACAGAAGUGGAAUACAAAAAGGGAGGUGCGAGGAGGUCGUGGAAAUUAGUGAAUGAAAGAUGGGAUAAUGAAAUUGUUUGAUUUAUUUUACUGUUUUUGUUUUGUUUUGUUAGUUCAAUGUGUUUAAUGUGUCAAUGUUAGGUAGUGUUUUUGUAUUGUAUUGUUUUUGUAGUGUUUAAAUUGUUGGAAAAGUAAUAAAUAUAAUUUUUUAAAAAAUAAUAAUAAUGCAACAACAAACAGAGAUAGAGGUGGUGAAAAAGGUAAAAUAUUUAGGAAUUUGGUUAACUCCUAAAAACAUUGAUUUGUAUCAGAACAAUUACAUACCGGUUUGGAACGGAAUAAGGAAAGAUCUGGAGGUGUGGGGUAGAAUGAAACUAUCUUUUUGGGGCAGAAUUUCUGCGAUAAAGAUGAGCGUCCUUCCAAAGAUGUUAUUUUUGUUUCAGACUAUCCCCAUAAUAAAGGGGGUAACGAUUUUUAAAGAGUGGCAAAGAGUGAUCUCAAGGUAUAUCUGGCAGGGCAAAAAGCCGAAAAUUAAAUUUAAGCUACUAACAGAUGCGAAGGAAAGAGGAGGCUUUGCCCUGCCAGACCUGAAGUUAUAUUAUGAAGCAGCAUGUCUUUGCUGGUUGAAAGAAUGGAUAAAAUUAGAAAAUAAAGAGUCACUGGACUUAGAAGGCUUUGAUAACAGAUUUGGAUGGCACGCGUACUUAUGGUGUGGGAAGAAGAAAAUUCACAAAGGCUUUGGGAACCACAUCUUCCGGAGUGCGUUAAUAGAAAUAUGGGAUAGGUAUAAACACCUAUUAGAACCAAGAGUUCCACACUGGUUAUCUCCGUUAGAAGUUAUGAGUGUAAAGAAAAUUAAUAUGAGAGGUAAAUGGAUUACAUAUGGUGAACUGAUAAUUAAAGAAGGAGGAAAAUGGAAAUUAAAACCAUAUGAACAAGUUAAAGAAUAUGUUUAUGAUUGGUUGCAUUAUUUUCAGGUGAAUGAAAUGUUUAAAAAAGAUUUUAAAGAAAGUGGUUAUGCAGAAAAAGAUUCUAAGUUUCAAAUCGACAUAAUAAACAAUGAUUGUAAAAUUCUGUCAAAAAUGUAUAAGAUAUUUUUGGAAUGGCAUACGAAAGAUGAAAAAGUGAAAUCGGUAAUGAUACAAUGGGCCAGAGAUUUCGGUUAUAAUAUACAAUUUGAUGAUUGGGAAAAACUAUGGAAAGAAAACUUAAAAUUUACUGCAUGCACGGCGUUAAAGGAAAAUGUGAUGAAAAUGUUUUAUAGAUGGUAUAUAACACCAGUAAAAUUGGCAAAAAUGUUUAAGACGUGUAAUAAGUGUUGGAAAUGUAAAGAAAAAGAAGGAACGUUUUAUCAUAUGUGGUGGGAUUGUAAGAAAGUGAAAAGUUUCUGGGAGAUGAUAUAUAAUGAAUUGAAAAAGAUAUUAAAAUAUACGUUUGUAAAGAAACCAGAGGCUUUUCUUUUAGGGAUUACAGGAAACGAGAUAAGAAGAAAAGACUGUAAACUCUUCCAAUAUGCAGUUACAGCUGCAAGGAUUUUACUGGCCCAGAAAUGGAAACAAGAGGAAAUGCUGACGAUUGAAGAUUGGAGACUGAAACUGACAGACUAUGCAGAAUUGGACAAGCUAACUGGGGAAAUUAGAUAUCUUAAGGACCAAAAGUUCAUCGGACUGGGGGAAAUUUGUAGAAUAUCUGAAAAAUACAUGUGAUGUGCAAACAACGUUAGUGAUACAGUGGUGCCCCGCAAGACGAAUGCCUCGCAAGACGAAAAACUCGCUAGACGAAAGAGUUUUCCGUUUUUUGAGUUGUUCCGCAAGACGAAUUUCCCUAUGGGCUUGCUUCGCAAGACGAAACGUCUUGCGAGUUCUUGCGAGUUUGUUUCCUUUUUCUUAAAGCCACUAAGCCGCUAAGCCGCUAAUAGCCGUGCUUCGCAAGACGAAAAAACCGCAAGACGAAGAGACUCGCGGAACGGAUUAAUUUCGUCUUGCGAGGCACCACUGUAUUUCAAGAAGCACUGUGAAAUUUGAGAUGUAUUGUUAUAAAAAAUAAUAGAAGUGGGAGGGAAGACUAAUGACAAUACUAAGGAGAAGGAAUGCGUAAUUAAGAGGUAAAGAUGGAUGAUUGUCAGAGAAGCUGAAGGAAGUCCAAAAAGAGAGAAUUUAUUUGUUAAAAAUUGGAUAAAAUUGUAUAUCUGUGUUGUAAAUCGAUAAAAAUUAUUAUAAAAAAAACCACAAGUGAACAGCAGAGAACCGGCACAAGUAACGCUGACACCAAACCCUACAUACAUUAAGCAAAAUAGAAACAGGUUCACCACACUUUCUCAUCCUGGUCUUCUUCCAGCUGCCUAUGGUUGUGAAGGAGAUUUACAACCAUCUCCACCAGAUCCCCGACACCCGCACUAAGGAAGUGACGCUUUCGGCUAUUGUCAGCCUAGCCACCAAGCGCCUGCAGCCGGUCGUGGACAGCCUGUUGGACUGCUCAAUGGAGUGUGAUGAGUAAGUUUUUGUGAUGUGAAAAUGGGGAGGGCUAGAUUUAAGGAGUUUCUUAAUUUAUCUUUAUUUAGAUUGACUUUCGUACUUGCAAAAAUUGUGCUCCAAGUUGUGGUUUCUUUCUUUGCUAAUGUAUGUGCAAUAUAAAGAAAAUAUCAAAGGCCUGACUUUUUUUAAGAAAAGGAAAAAUGAAAAAUUCUGUUUUGAAAAAUUGCAGAAGUGCCGCAGUGAUCUGGAAGGCGUUGGUCGCCGAUCCGUAUUCCAGCGUCAAGCUGCUGAGACCCCUCCUGAAAAGGCUGCAGGAUGAAGACCCCAAAGCGGAAGUCCCUUCCAGGCGAUGCAGCACUUCUCAAAUGCCAAUGGCGGUACGAAACCACUCAGUUUCUCUCUCCUGGAUUGUUUUGAAUGGGAGCUGGAUGGGGCUGGGGGCUUCUUGCUGGGAGGGGGGUGCAUCUUAAUAAGUGGUCCAUCCUGUGAGCACCUGCUUUGUAUGCAGAAGGGCCCCAGCAUCUCCAUGUCGGGGGUCCCUCGCCUGAAACCCUGGACAGCCACUGCUAGUCAGUGUAGACAACACUGAGUGAGAUGGACCGGGGCUCUGAGCCGCGUCUGAGUCUGAGAUCUUGAUCUGACGAUGACCUCUGCUGAAUGCCGUUCUCCUCUCCUUGUCCCUCCAGGCUACCAACGCUCUGUGUCAUAUCCUGUCGUUCCCUGAGGCUGCAGGUAUCCUGAAGAGCAAGUUCCACCACCUGCUGUUUGCACUUAGCACUCAGAUCUGUUUUGUCCAUGAGGCGAGAAGAAGAGGUUCGAGAGCGACAAGUCUAAUCCCGGAGCCCUCUUCGCAUCUCGAUCCGCUGACGUGAGGGACCUGCUAAUGCAUUGGGGGCCCUCCCUUCUCUCUCUGACCCAUAGCAGUGAUGGCUCAGCCCUCCCCCAAGAGAUAGGCUUCAUUUGGACAUGGAGGUUCUGCUUAGGUUAGAUAGCUAGGAGACCCAGGCUUCCCCAACCCCUGUGCUCUUCAGUCGCUUUGGACCACAACUCCCACCAGCCCCAGCCAGCACAACUGGGCUGAAGAUGGGAGUUAUUGUAGCCCAAAACAUCUGAAGGACACUAGGAUGGGAGAGGAUGCUGGAGACUCUCCCGCACGAUGGGCUGAUUUGGGUGUGGUGGGACUCACGUGUCAUGGAACCUUAAGUCUCCAUCAGAGCCAAAAGGUUGCCGCUUGUGCUGGAAACAUGGGGAGGCUGCAGGGGGUGAUGGUUGGGGUUGGACUGCAAGAUGUCAAGGACCUAAAACUCCCCAGAUGAACCUACCCAGACCUUGUGCUCAUCAUCGGAAGCCCCUCUUCACGUGCCUCCUCCACACAAGAAGGGGCCUUUUCUGUGGUGGCUCCCCAUUAGUGAGUUGCUCUCCCCAGGGAGGCUUGCCUGGUGCCUUUAGAUGCCAGGCAAAAAUGGUCCUCUUCAAUCAGGCCAUUGGCUGAUUAACCUGUUAUGCCCUUUCAACUGUGUUUGUUGGAGGGAGAGGAGUUAUUGGUUUGCUUUGGUUCUUGUUUUUAUUCUGUAUUUUGUGCUUUUUAACUUGCAUUUUUAUGUUGUGAACUGCCCGGAGAUCUACAGGUGAAGGGCAGUAUACAAAUUUUAAAAAUAUAAUAUUCUUAAUUCCUUCACUUGACUCAGGAUCGCUGUGCAGGCCCUGAAACAACUGAUUGGGCGUGUUGAAUACCUUGAUGAUUUUGAGGUUUUGGAGUUGCAAAGCUGCUGGGAUAUGCUGUCAAGUCCAGAAAGCUUUUUCCAAGGCAUUCGUCUUCUGGCAAGGUAAGAAGGUGAAAAGGACUGGCAGGUGAGGCAUGAAGAGCAAGGCCUGCUUUCUGGGGAAAUGGGGAUAAACUUCUUAUUUAUUUCAGAAAAUGUACCAUAUUGUCCAUUCUAUAAGACGCAAUUUUCCCCUCCUAAAAAGUAAGGGGAAAUGUGUGUGCGUCUUAUGGAGCGAAUGUUCGACACCUGUUCGACAGUGGAAUUUGCUGCCAAGGAGUGUGGUGGAGUCUCCUUCUUUGGAGGUCUUUAAGCAGAGGCUUGACAACCAUAUGCCAGGAGUGCUCUGAUGGUGUUUCCUGCUUGGCAGGGGGUUGGACUCGAUGGCCCUUGUGGUCUCUUCCAGCUCUAUGAUUCUAUGAUUCUAUGAAUGCAGGUGGGAGGCUCUGCUCAGCGUUCAAGUAACCUGGUAGUGGUGGUUGUUGUGCAGGAACGCUGAGCAGUUCUUCCUGCCAGCUUCAGGCUUGUGAAUCCUUUGUUUCUUACUCUUAUGUUUCAGGACCUUGUUCACAUCCUCGAAAGAACAGUACAAGAGGAUUGCCCGAUUGGCACGGAAAUAUAUGUGCUGUCCGAGCAACAAGAAGAGAGCCAUCGGCAUGGCGUUUUACUUGGAGGUAGGAACUGGAAACAGGGAAUGCCUGUUCUAAUGUUUCUAAUGGUUUCUUUAUUCCUCGCAAUUUAACUGUCAAAUGUUCUUUAGCAUUUACACAUUUUUUAUUUAAUUGUACAACUUCAGCUGCAUUCACUUCUAUCAUGUCUAAUAUAUAUGGACAAUGUUUUUUUUGAUAGAAGAUAAAUGUAUACAUAAUAAAAGAUGCACUUACAGUGGCUUUGCUCCAACUUAGGGAUGUCCGACUCCGAUACGGACACGUCCGAGACCUAGCGCGCAAGUUACUGCAGGCAGCAAUCAUACAGGUAUUCCGUUAAUGGAUGGACAAGUCUUCACCUUUGGAAGGCUAAGAUUUUUCUUAAAAUUACAUUUUUAUAUGUACUAUUGGAAACAUCUUAAAGCUGGUAUAAGUUCAUAUGUAUUUAUUUUUGCCUGCUUUAAAGAUUGAUUUCUGUGUGUCUGCUGGUUUAUUAUAUAUCAUUUUUUCUCUUUGUUCCGCUAUGUAUCGGGGUGGGGAGACAUCAUCAUCAUCAUCAUCAUCAUCAUCCUUUGCUCAUCCAAAUAAGCUGUUUUCAUUUAUUUAUUGAGGCCACUAAGUCUUUGAACGGAAGAGAUUUCUCCAGUUUCAAGCCUCAUCUCAUGCUGUUUAUGAGCCAAGUCCAAACCCUCUGCAGUUCAGACCCAGCUUACGAUGUGUUUGCUUCAGCAUGAUUCCAACCAGCUCAUACUCCUUCCUUCCCUUUCCCACCAAAAUGUACCUGACUGUGAGAGGAGAGGCGAAUUAGAUUGGGAGGGCCAUGCCCAGCCCUAGAGGUUGGAAUGCGGGGUCCAGGCCCUCCAGAAACCAGCGGAGAACUCCAUAGUUCCAAAUGGAAGCACCAGCCUAGCUUCUGCUGUGGCCAGAUUGAGAUGAGAAGGGGCAGGAGGGGUCAUGCGUGGCUGGGUGCUUCUUGGUGGAGACCAUUGAACUGAAGUGAGCUGCUUUGGGGGCCAACCUGAAUCAAUCCCAGAAUAACCUGUUCAAGAGGUGCUUUUUAGAAACUGAGCUCACAGUCCAACUGUAAAACCAUGACAUUAUAUGCUUAUGAAAUACGUGAUAUUUACUGUCUGAUAAGGGGGGGGGCAGCUCUAUAACUUCCAUGGGUCACAACAAGCCAGGGGGUCAAAACAAGGCACCACCUUCUCAGGUGAAUAUCAGGCUUGAGUCCAUAAAUGUUGCUCGACUUUAUCUGGUGUCACUUAGGCUCUGCCAGUUAGACCACCUGUGCUGCUGCCGCUGCCAAAUCUAGCUGUCAAAGCCUCAAUGACCUGCGCUGCUGCCACUGCCUC